Messenger RNA from Podarcis lilfordi (Lilford's wall lizard), 60323 nucleotides. The record is from the annotation of a GenBank genome assembly. NCBI's taxonomy places the organism in Eukaryota, Metazoa, Chordata, Lepidosauria, Squamata, Lacertidae.
AUGUCCCCACAAGCAACCAUCGUGGAGGAUACCUGCUUGGGGCCACGUUCAACAUCUCCACGUCCCAACUCAAGGUCGUCAUCGCCAGGAGCAAAGCGGAAGUACCCUUGCCCCGAGCUCUACGGGAGUCAGCAACCUUGCACUUCUCCACGGCAAUCGAGGACCCCCUCUCCGCAAGCCUCUCCCCAGGUCCCCUUGAGAGAAGACGGCUCUUCGAUCACUUACACCCAGUUAUCCACCUCUUCUAGCCUCAUGGAUGCAAUGAGCAACCUCACUACCGAUCCCUCUUGCGGAGUCCCGACAAAAAUAUGGAGAACCAGCCCGGAACCUUCGCCGAUGUCUUCCCACAAAGCCAGCAUGCCGUGUCACGUUCUUCAGCCUAUUGAAUACAUUGGACCUUGCGAGCAGGAUGAUCGGAGGAACCCACCACCUGAGUCUAUCUUAUUAGUGCCGCCAUCUUGGCCAAAGCAGCUGAUGCCUGCAAUACCUAUCUGCAGGUAAGCUUGCAUGUCUUGUGGUCACUCUUUCUAACAGGUCUGAUAGAAUUUGUUCCUGAUAGCCCAAACCUCCAUUAUGCACAUGUGUGGGAUGGCCUGCCUUUGCCUACUUUCUAAACAAUAACUACCACCGUGAUACGCAAGGAAAUUUUUUAAAUAAAAGGCUCUUGCAAUACAGGACCUCUUGUUUGGGUUGCCAGCCAGUUAUUAUGUUAUGGAUGCAUCCAGAAAAAUGCAUUCUGAUAUGUAGCCAGUCAUUGGGAGAUGUCAUGUCCACCAAACAUGGGAUGCUAUCAAGCUAAAUCACUCCAGGAGUAGACCCAUUGAAAUCAUUGGUCCAUAUAGCUCCAUACAGACUGAAAUCUCCAAAUCAGGAGACAUGCCUAGUUUCAUUUGUGGAUGCUGAAGAUUGAACCAGGGAUCUUCUGUAUGCAAAACAGAUUCCCAGGCUUUUCCCAAGUAGGAAUACAGUAGUACCUCUGGUUGCGAACAGGAUCCGUUCCGGAGGCCUGGUUGCAACAUGAAAAGAGUGCAGCCUGAAGUACCGUAUCUGCGCAGGUGCGCAGUGCGAUUUGGUGCUUGUGUGCAUGCGCGAAGUGCGAUUUAGCGCUUCUGCGCAUGUGCAAGUGGCAAAACCCGGAAGUAACUCUUUCCGGUACUUCCGGGUUGCCACGGGACGCAACUUGAAAGAACAUAACAUGAAGCAAACGUAACAUGAGGUAUGACUGUACUUGAUGCACCAAUCAUCUAACUUGGUAUAAGGCAGUCUCAUAUCUCUCUAAACUGACAAUAAGUGUACAUUGCUGCUCUUGUUUGUCUUUGUGCACGUACCAGCCCACCUCCAAACAGUAGAAAUAAUUUGCUAGAGGUAAAUUUUUACCAGGGACCUGUUUCAAAGGGUGGAGAUAUUAGCAAACAUAUGAUUUUAAUGAGAUACUGAGAAUGUGGGGAUAGAGCACUUAGGCAGACAUAAGAGAGGAGUUUGUAACUCUUUCUGUACCCACUAAUUCUCCCUUUCAAGUGUUUCCCCCAGCUAGCAUUCACUGAGCUGGACUUAAUUGUUUUCAGAGGAAAAAAAUCGUUUACGCAUGUCCAGCGGAAGCAUUUGCGAGGAACAAGGCUAAAGCAUCUCUGCUUGCCCACUAAUUUCUCCAGUCAGUGUUGUCUCUUCCCCCUCCCUGCAUUAGUGCAGUCAAACAUAAGAGAGGCCUUGCUGGAUCAGAUCAAAAGCCUAUUUACUUCAUCCAGCAUCCUGUUUUCCACAGCAGCCAACCAGAUGCCCCCAGGAACCCGUAACACAGGGCAUGAAGUCAACAGUCCUUUUCCUACUGCCUCAAAAUCUGGAGGCUCCAUAAAGUAAUUGUGAUCCAUAGUCAUUGACAGACCCUGUGCUAAUUCUCUGAGGGAAGGCGAACCCCUCCAUUUAUCUUAAUGGAGGCUGUGCACCCUGACCUCUUUUGAAAGAAAGAGAAAAGCCAACCUGCGUUCCAUAAUGACGUUCUCCAACUUAAUGUCCCUCUUUUCUGUCCAGCAUUCCUGUCCACUCCCUCCCACCACUUGAAUGGCCCCUCUCCAGUCAUUCUGGCUCUUACGAGCUGCGGAUUGAAGUGCAGCCCAAACCCCACCACCGUGCCCACUAUGAGACGGAAGGGAGCCGAGGGGCAGUCAAAGCGCCAACAGGGGGGCACCCCGUGGUCCAGGUAAGAUCUUGUUCUUGGAGAAGAUGAACUGUGACGGCUUCUUGAUAGCUCUGCGCCUCUUGGCAACCUGCCAUAGCACCACAUUGUUUGGGAAAACAAGGCUAGUGCAACAUAUUUAUAAAAGGUGUUUAUGGAUAGCAGACAGUAGUCUCCUACUGGUCUGGGAAGAUAUAGUUCUAUCCACUUUACAAAUACUUGGAGGCCAGGCCAUGGAGUCAUUUUCCUGACUCUUGUUUUCAUUUCAUUGUUUGCACGUGUGUGUGUCUCUGUGUGAGUGUGUGUGUGUGUGUAGCACUUCAGUUUUUAUAAACUGCUUGGAGACUGCUUUUAUAUUAUGUGAUAUAUAUGAAAUAAAGUUGUACUCUUGGCCCUUCCAGGACCCAAGGUACAGUACUUAGCUCUUCCCUAUAAAACAGCCCUGGUCUAGAGACAGCUAUAAGUCAUUUUAAAUCCCUGACUUUAAGAGAAGCCUUCACAUUCAGGCAUAACUAAGGUUGUUCCAUGGUUUAUUUUUUUCAACAAUAACAAAGUUAUUGUGAGAAGAAGAAAUGGGUGCUUCUCAGGGAUUGAGAUGCUAUAACAAGGUGUGAAUAAAGCAUUUUAAGUUUCACAAACAACUCAGUAUGAUUGCCUUGAAAAUAACAGGUCUUGACUGAUGUUUUAAGAUGGAGCUGUAUCAAGAUACAAUGGAGGAGGCCCAACUCUGCUGCUUCAGCCUUUGCUGAACUUCACAGAUUUAAUAAUAAUAAUAAUAAUAAUAAUAAUAAUAAUAAUAAAUUUUAUUUAUACCCCGCCCUCCCCAGCCAAGACCGGGCUCAGGGCGGCUAACACCAGGUGUAAAAACAACUAAUUAAAUUACAACUUGGAAACAAGAUUAAAAUACAACAUUGAAAUGCAGCCUCAUUUCAGUAGAAACUCAAAAACUUUUUGGGGAGGAAAACGUCAAAUCUUCACCAAGGCCAACUAUCCAGACUGGUCCUACGUGGGCCAGAAAAAAGCCAGGGAAGUCCCCAAAUAGGAGUUCCAUCACAGAAGGAAAGAGGGAAAGGGGAUCAAGUUGAUUCCAAGCCAAAGGCCAGGCGGAACAACUCUGUCUUACAGGUCCUAAAGCACACCUUAAAUGGAGUUAGUUCUGCAUCCAACAACUUCUCCUCUGCCUUCGAACUAAUAACAUAUAUAUACCUGUCCUGUUUCCUGUUGGGUUGGGAUCACACCUUUUGCAGAAGGAGCAGCCGCUGCUUAUUUGCAUUAAAGCCCAUUGCUGUCCUUCUCUGCUGAAUUGUUUCUGACCUGCCACUGUCUUCAUCUAACUGUGAUGGGCUGUCGUGGUUAUUGAUCAAACAGUCCCAAGGAGUGCACGAUAAUAGGGUGGGGUUUUUUUGGCAGUAUGAUUGCCUUGAAAAUAACAGGUCUUGACUGAUGUUUUAAGAUGGAGCUGUAUCAAGAUACAAUGGAGGAGGCCCAACUCUGCUGCUUCAGCCUUUGCUGAACUUCACAGUGGCAUAGAAUCAUUCUGUAGAGUUGGAAUUCAGAAAGGCAGUUGGUAGUGAAGUCAACCUGCGUAUAUAUGUUGCCCUUUGUAGGGCUUGGCAGUAUAAAUCAAGCUGACAUAUGGGUGGUUUGGAGUCACUUAUCUCUCCUCCUUUUGCAAUACCUUCUUUACGCCAGGAGGAGAUUGUUUCAUUGGCCAGGGUUAGAGUGUGAUAAGAGGCGAAGCACUUCACAGAGCUGGCACUUAGUUCAAUGAGGCAUUUGAUGGCCUACUGUAAAGUUUAUGUAGUUGUAAAGUGAUAGGGCCAUGGGUUAAUUGAGUUCAUGCAUUCAUAGAAGAAAAGUCACUGAGUUCAGAGUAAGAUUUUUUUUAAUUAUCUUUUUUGCAAGGUGGAUUGAGGUUGCAGAAGUAGAGACGGGGUGUCAUGGGGAUAGUGAAGGAUCAGGUGAACUCUCUUGAGUUUCAUUGCAAGUGUACAAAUCCAGGCUGCUUUUAAUGGGAGAAUUCCAGCUUGGCUAGUCUAAGUUUAUGGAGGAAUUAAAUUAGGACCCCUUAGUACUAAAUAUGACAUGUGUUGCUAUGACAGGGAUCUAAAGAAGAGGCAUGAACAUGGACAUGUAAGAAGAGGCAUGAACAGCUGUGUGGUCAGCUGGUCAGCUGGACUCUUAUAGCUGCUUCCGGAUAACCUGUUUAUUGAGCGUUCUUCCUGAUUUCUUUGCAAGGAGGUUAGAUGAUGUUGUGUCAAAGCUGGAGUUAUCCCACACUUUGCAUUUCCCACCAAUUUCCUUAUUGCCAAAGAAUCUGAUCUUUUGGGGAAGAAGCAGAUUUGUUGCAUAAAAGCUUGUUGCAUAUCACAUUCGGCAGAGCAUGAGACUCUUAAUCUCAGGGUAUUGGGAUUGAGCCCCACAUUGGGCAAAAGACUCCUGUAUUGCAGGAGGUUCCACUAGAUGACCCUCCUGGUCCCUUCCAAAUCUACUGUUCUAUGAAUUGCACAAUCUGAAUUUGCCAGUAUGUAGUUGAAUCCCAUCCGAAAAUAGUGACAGUCUAGAAUUGCCCUUGACUGUACUUUCUUGCCGCAGCAGUUCCUAGUGCAUUAAAAACCAAUCUGUGACUUGUCUCCUUAGCAUUGCAAGUUGUUGAAUGGUAAAACCAACAAGCCCGGUUCUGUGUUUCUUCUGUCCUGCUCACACAUGCCUUUUUGGAUCCUGGCCAACAGAUGUUUUUAUCCCCCAAAGUAGUCUAAGUUUCCAAGUGCAGGGAGAUUUUUUUGGGGUGGGAGAGUAUUUAGGUACCUCAAUCUCCCAUCUGCAGCACAGCACACCAAGAGCAGAAACAUGCUUAUUCUGGUGAUAGUCUAGCAUGGUUUUCAAGCUGUCCCUAAUCAGAUGUACUGAAAGGGGCACAUUGAAUCCCCAUGGAAAAGGAUGGCUGGAUGCAUCCUUUUUUAUCUUUAAGGCUAUAUAUUUGUUGCAAAUGAUUUAACACUGUGGUGUGGGGUAUGACAGGAUACUAGAAGGGUCAUCUGUCAGAAAGUUCUUCCUGAUGUUUAGUCGGAAUCUCCUUUCUUGUAACUUGAAUCCAUUGGUUCAAGUCCUACGCUCCAGAGCAGGAGAUAGCAAGCUCGCUCCAUCUUCCAUGUGCACAAUUGGGGUCCCUGAUUGCAUGGGGCACUUAAGGGAAAGUUGUCAACUCAUGCGCAGGCUCCCCCUUGCAGAUAUCCAUGCUGAACAUGUUCACAAGAUAGCUCUACACAUGUACACGAUGCAUGAAAAGGACAGAUGUAAAGUAUACACAGGAUAUAGGUUAUUUACCUAUUAAGUCAAUUUGCAUGGCCACCCAAAAACGUAUGUUUUCCAUAUGGCAUAAACACAUCAAAAGACUAAUAUACAAUGCUGAAAAUAACACAAAAGGUUAAAGACGGCUACACAUUCUCUCUAGCUCUGCUUUGCUUCUUUGACAACUGUACUUGGACAGAGAACCUUGUGGGCAUGAAUGAAUAUAAUCAAAGAUUAAUAAAUUCCAAUCCAGCGAUUUCAUUGUGUGCUUGUUUGUGUUUCCCUGUUCCUGACAUUACUUAAGAGUUUGAGGGAGGAGGUGCCCGUUCUGUUGAAUGAAUCUCUGAAAUAUGACUCUGCUUACUUUUUUCUUUCUUUUUUUUAAAGUCAUCUUUAUUUUUGUGGGAGCUGACUUUGGUCAGGGAAGGGAAGCUGCGCAGCAGUGGAUCUCAUAUCCUCCCCAGCUCUAUCUUGUGGUUUUGCCCUCUGAGGCCACUUCUUCUUCUUUGCAUGCUUGGUCUCGGGAGUUUGGCACACGCCGUUGAGGAGUAUGUGCUCACAGGGUGCUCCUAGAACACCAGAACAAUUGUCUGCCUGUUAAAGUGAGAGCCUCUGGCAGGACAAGAUGCAUUCAGCGAGGACAUGGGCUUUUGUGUGUUUAACAUCUUGUUCGAGGGCCCAGAAUAGCAACAACUGGCUCUGUGUUGAGGACAAAGGCUGGUGUUGACAUGUCGCUUCCCCUCCCCUCCCCCCACCCAGGUUGGCACAGUCACCCAAUUUGGAGAGGAUGUGGCACACAGACACAUCCUUUGCCUCUCGGUAAACUCCCGUCGAGUCCUACCAGCAGUUGUUUAGACGUUUGUACAAAGGGUAGCCCCGGGCAGCAAGCUGCUGUAAGCACAGAAAAGUAGAAGUGAACUAUGAAUGCUCAGCUGUGAUAGAUGCACUCGGCACAUGCUCAGAGGCACCUGCUUUUGUAUCAAUGAAUUCAGAUGUGCCGGGGCUGGUCUUCAUGCACUUUUAAAAGACCUGGGUCCUGAGGUUAAGGCCUGGCUCAAAUUAAAGCCUAGAAAGACGCAGAGGAAAAUAAAAAGCACACUUAACUUUUUCUACUGCGCCUCGAAUUCUGCAUCCGUAGCAAGCUGUUUAUGAAAAUAAUCCUAGACACGGGUAGAGAGGAGAGGAGGGGGUGUUUAACUGUUUCCCCAAACCAGCCCUUUUCUGCUGCAAUUGAUUUAAAACUUUUAUAUGCCAGCCUCCCCCAGGACAGAUUCGAGUGCAGUUUCUAAGCAUCAGGCUGUAACAACCAGACGAAAAUACAAAACAUUAAUAAGGCAGAACAGAUCACAUAACAGUACUUAAAUACUACAUGAAAUGCUUUGGCCUGGGACCUGAAAACUAAUAAUGCUGGUGACAGGCAAGUCACAGGUGGGGGCCGCUGCUGAGAAGGGGCAGCAGCCAAGCUACUCUCUUUAGUUGCUGCAUUAGUAUUGCUUCUGAUAGGAGAGAGACCCAGAAGAGGGCCUCAUCAGAUGAUCUUAAACAGCAUGGGCAGGAUGAUAGGGGGAAAGGCACUCUCCUGAGUCCCAUACUUUGCAGGGCUUUUAAAGCAUGCAACACCACAUUGAAUUCGGCCUGGAAGCAAACAGACAGCCAGUGAAGCUCUUUUGGGACCAGUGAAGUAUAAUUCGAAUUGUUCUCUGCCUAGCAACAAAAAUUACCCCCUCGUUCAGUGACUUUUCCAUCCCUUGGGGUUCUGGAUGGAUAUUUAGCCUUAUAACCAUGUUAUCUAGAACUCUGCUGGAUAAGAGUUGCCCCUGGAAAGUGGCAGGCUGGGGAAAUUUUGUUUGGGGAGUUUUGUUAAGGUGGUUGGGGUUGUUGCUGGGGAUUUUUUGUUGGUGGUAUCUUUAUUGUAGACCUUGCGAUUUACGUGGAAGUGGUUCAGUUUGGCUGUGUAUUUUCUGGUGUUUCUUUUACUGCCUCGGGCAUGAUUUGAACUGUGGAAAGGCGGCAUACAAAUAAAAUUAUGCGUGCAUGUUAAGCACUCACACAGCUGCUCCCCCCCCCCCCCAGCACCAUCCCUUCCAGAAGUGCUUUCCUCUAACAUGAGUCACCAUUGGGGAUUUGUUCCAUAUGUUCCCAUGUAACAUGUAAGUAGAGGACUGGAGUCACAGUGACUGCAAAACACCAGCCACUGCAGACUGCAUGCUGUAUGUUGCAUUACCCAUGCGAGUCUCAGCACUCGGUUGCAGAGUGAUGUGCAUCGGUGCUUGUGUAUUAAAAGAACAAGAGGAAGGAAGUGACAACAAUUAGAAAAGACUAAGCCCCCCCCCGCUCCAUGCACACACACACACACACACACACACACACACUUCACAAAACAUUUCACAGCAGACACAGCCUUGAUUCUUGCUUAGAACUAGUAACACAUCAUGCAGCUCCUAUGUAAGUCCCAGUGUUUAUUACUACAGGCUUCCUUCCCUGUAACUGUAUUUGUCAUGUGUCUUGCUGAGCCCUGAAUUAAUGCAGUAGACCAGAACUUUUGGUGCAAAUUAGAGGCUGGACCGUGGGUAUUAUGCAGAAAUGUUUACUCACAGGAACGCAAUGAACUCUGGACUGUGUGAAAUCCACAUUUCUCGGUUCUCUGUGUGUGACUAAAGACUAGUGUGGAAUGUAAUACCCUGAUUCUUUAACCCCUCCCCCCAGUAAUUGAAAAAGUAAAGUUCUAGUCCUCAUGGUUCCAGGGGCCAAAAAAGGACAAAAGAGGACAUGAAUUCGUGAAACUUAUGUAUAUGGUCAUUCAGAUGCAAUUAUAGAAAUCCAUUAUUGCGAUUUAGAUAGAAAGAUGUAGUCUUCCCCACUAUGGUAAAAUGUGCUGAGACAGGUGACCUGUAUCACUUUGCUACCCAGAUGCUAACUGCUGAUGGGCGACUUCAAGGCACCUUCUGUUCUUAGGGUUCUUUAUCUUAAAGUUGGACAGAUCGUCAAAUAAAGGACUUCUUUAGAUAGGCGACUAUCUUCUGACAGCCCUUCAAACGACUAUAGAAGAGGACAUGAACACUUAAUCUGGAGAAAAGUUUCGAAAUGUGUCUUGCUGCCUCUUUAUGAGAAGUGUGGGGAUGGGCAGAACACACAGCCUUUGUGUUCAAGGAUGGCCUUUCAGUAUCCUGUACAAUUCCCUACUGCUGUCAGACAGCUAGUGGUACCCUAGGGCCGGACUAAACAUGACCUUAAAUUUGUGAAUGCAUUCAGAAGCAUCUGCUUUUGAACUUAAAAAAUUAAAGCUGCAUGGGAGGAGCUGGUUUCAGGAUUGAGACUGCAGCACAUGGGGAGGUGGAUUAACCCUUUUUGCCCAAGCUGUGAUUCUACCCUUGGAAGCUGCAAACAGGUGCCAAAACCAGCUUUCCUCCUACAUAAAAUAGCAGCUGGGAGGGGUGCUUUUCACUGGGACAGCACUGUGUAGGAUAGAUUAAACCCCUCCUCCCCCCAUGCAGCAGAAUCCUGAUCUUGUCUCCAUCAUUAUUACUUUGACAGGUAACAAGAAAAGACAUGUUAAAUGCAUUCUAAUCUUGCGAAGUUUGGCCCUUUGUCUCCAGAACAGACAGUCCUACUCCUUCUCAAAAAUCCAUAUUCUCUGAAAAUCUGAAGCUUGAUGCAGAAUGCAUCUUCUUUUUUUCUGCUGAGGCUGUUCUGGCUCACUAUACGGCUGCAUACCAGAAGGGUCAUGCCAUUUUCUUGGGAGAAAAUGUAUUAUGGCCUCUUGGGUCAACAACAGGUAGAAUUUGGGUUUGGAUUUAGAACAGGGAUGAGCAGAAGGUGGAUUGGGCUAUACUACGGGAUGUCAGGAUAAUUUGCAGAAGACCAUCAAGGGUUUUUCUGACCCUCAAAUGUUUAACAAUAGCAACAAAAUUGUUUCCCACCUAAAUUAGGUUGCUGAAAGACUUUCAUUGUGUGAUAGGACUAGGAGCUCUUCUGGUGCUGAAAACGAAUUCCUAAACGUAGAAUAUACCCAGAGGCACCCUGUUCUUAAAUUCUAAGCAUAUGUCUUUUGCACCUGGCUCAGGUUGGCAAAACAUACCCUAGUCAAAAAAUAAAUAAAGUGGAUUUGACUGGACUGCCCUGCUUGCCCCAGAUGUAGAAGAAAUUUAUAUCCCUGUUUUAUAAAGCAGAGUGGGCCAGUCUUUCCAAAGAAUACGUGAAAUAAAAAUGACAAAGGGCUUCGUAUGUUAAAAAGAGCGCUGGUGAAAACUUAGUGCUAAUACGAGCCAGUGGCAGUCUUCUGCUUCAAGCUUUACCUGUUCCUUUGACACCAGAGGGAGAAAAUGUCUCAAGUGCUUUCUUAUCUACUGCUGUGCAGCAGGAAAAGGGAAGAGAUGGGAGGAAGAGACUUCUCACUUAGCUUUGUAUUUGCUUUUAAUUAACUGUAGGCAGUGGGGAUUCCAUGUUCCAAUUUAUUUAUUUAUUUGACACAGAGGUCAACAAACGGGUCUCUGAACUACCACUGGCUUAUUGGGAAAAUCUGGCCACACAGUGUGUGUGCCCCAUUUGGAGCGAUGUUGUAUUUUAAAGAUUUCCACUAGAAAUAUGCCCAGUUCUAAGCAGAAGUGAGCAGGUGAGCUGCCAGUCUUGAAUGGAGUUGGUCAAACGCAAUAGGAAAUGCCCCCAAGAGUAUUGCAUUGAAAACUGGUAUAUGCACACACCAGAUGAAUUAAGGCGGCCAUUUGCCAAGUAAUAAACAUACAGAACUGCAGUGUACGUGUGUUGCUUGGUAAGGUGGUUCCUUAUUGAUCUGUGAAGGGUUUAGUUUCUGAUCAGGGACUUGCAGAGAAAUGGUGAGGUUUAGUCUUCUUAUCACACGGCUGGGUGCUAUAAAUAUAUGAAAUUGUCAUGUACAGAACCAGACUGUUUAUCCAUUUAGCUUGUCAAUGUCUCCCCUGAGUGGCUGUCCAACAGGCAGAGAAGGUCUUUCCUGGUCCUGCUGCCUAGAAUCCUCUUAGCCAGAGACACCAAGAAUUGAACUUGGGCAUUCCAUUCAUUUCAGUGUGACGUAUUACAAGAAAAUAUGUUAUAAGACUGAAGCAUUUGAUGUACAUACAUCAUCUGCCAUGGUAUCCUCUCCCACUCCAGCCACCCCAAACAUCAUAUUGUUGACAGGGAUUUAUGAGCCACUGUCAACUUAAUUUAUCAACUGAAGGCCGAGUAAAUCACUGGCUCCUGUGAAUUCAUUCAUACACAUUCCAUUUUUCCUUCUGGAAGAGUGGUCUGUGUUGUCUAGACAGGAAGAUGAGUGUGAUCGUCAUUGAAGAUCCUGAUUUAUGAGAAAAAGCGUACCACUCCCUAGAAGCAAGUUCUCUGGAAGGAGGAAACAGGCCAUCCCUUCCUAGCUCCUUCGCUAUGAUGCAGACCACUUCUGUUUUCACAAAGUGUGGUUUAAGCUGUACUUCCCAUCUCAAAUCCAUCAAAACCUAUCCUCAAAUCCAACUUCCCAUAUUCUAGGGCUGCCAUGCGUCCUACUCUGCAGAGGUCAGCCACCUGUUUUGAAAGGCUGGCAGUCCUCUAUUUUAAGGUGACUUUUAUUUGAGGGCUGUCUAGCCUCAAGUCUGGUUUAAAAGUAAGGAACCCUAAGAAAGGAGAGCAGGAGCCCUGAAGUUGCCCAUCAACAGUUAAGAGCAGACUGAACUAUUACCCAUCACCUGUUGUCCCCUCACUAGGGUGAGCCAUAUUGCAUUUCUCUUUAAAUUAUUGUCAUUGUUGUUUAGUCGGCUUAGUAGUGUUCGACUCUCCGUGACCCCAUGAACCAGAGCAUGCCUUGGAAACUCUUACUUUCUUCUCAGAGCUUCUCCUUUUUUAUGUCCAUGGAGUUUUCUUGGCAAAAUACUCGAGUGGUUUGCCAGUUCCUUCACCAGGUGGAUCACAUUUAGUCUAAACUCUUGGCUAUGGCCUGUCCGUCCUAGGUGGCCCUGCACAGCAUAGCUCAUAGCUUCUUGGAGUUAUUCAAGCCCCUUCGCCACGACAUGAAGGGGUAAAUUAUUGUAACUGUUGCUAAAUUUUGCAACUAGACAAAUCAAUUAGUGUAUGGAAAUGUUACGUAAAUUUGUGUUACAUCUUGUUCUGUUUUUUGGGCGAUGCAAACCCUCUUUAUAGGCGAUACAUAAGUGGCUAUUCUGAUAUAUGUUUCUUCAUUGCAGGAUAUCACUUUAUCUCAGUCACUAUCCCAGUUCAUCCAUUGCUUGCUUGCGUUUUCUUUUUUUUACCCUUUUACACAUGUGAUAGAGAAGUUUUUGGCUUGAUUUUUCUUCUCAGUUCAAAGCUACAUCUGGUCAAGUUUGCAUUUUUUAACUCCUUUCUAUGGGGGUAUAAGGACCUGUGGGUGUUUGGGAAUCUGAGUCGUAAUCUCAAAAAACAGAAAGGUAUGAACAAAGUUUGUUGGCAUGUGUUGUGAACUGUGUAGUUUGAGCUGCAUGCCUAGCUAUGCUAUGUAUACUGAGCUGGGAUUUUUACCUAGGCUUUUUUAUAAAACAUAGCCAUUUCUGCACAUAUGGUGCUAGGUGUUUGUGCAAAAUAAGCAUUCUUAUGUAUGCAUGCAUUUAUCAACAUAACUAUAGUUCUGAAAGUGACCUCAUUUUUGCACAUCCUGAUGAACAAAUGAGAGAAUGAAGCUCAUUUUAAAAAAUGGUGGGAGGAUAAAUUUAAUCAUGCACACGCACACACACAGACAUUUGCAUAAUCAAUCUUUGCAAUAAAAUCAACAAGAAAAGCCUCUCCUUGUUUGCUGAAUGUUAUUUAUUCAUCUGCCAAAGACCAAUUACAGACCAAUCCAAGUCUAGCUGUGUUAAUAUUAUAACUGUUAUGCAAAAGAUGGGGAAAAAAUACAGUAAUCCAUUUCUACCAAAAGAAAGAAAUAAAAUCCCAAAAUAGAAUAUGGAAAGGUACACAUCAUGUCUGUCUUCUCUUUCCCUUUUUUGGUAAAUGUGACUCAAAUGAGUUGAUUUUUCUUCAGUCUAGUCUAUAUAUAUUAUACUUUGGGCAGGGGGUGGGGAGGCUUAUUGUGAAUAACUUACCUUAGGGUUCUUUUCAGGGUUACGAUUUCUAAUACACACACAUAUAUAUAUAUAUAUAUAUAUAUAUAUCCCACCUUUCCUUCUAGCUUUUUCAUUUUCUCUGAAAAUGGAAACAAUGGGAUGUUAAAAAUACUUAUCAAAAUGCAAAAAUAAAGUUAUAAAAAAUAAAGGUCAAUGGCUUGACGUUCAGCAGUGAUCUUUAUUCCUAAAGGUGUGUGUCUAUAUUAACACUGCCAAAGUGGUCAGAUGCAAAAACUUGACCUCUGUGCAAAAACGAUAAACAUUUUUGUGUGUGACUCAGAACACUUUCUUAGCAAUGGUGACACCACAUUGAGAUGCUUUGGUGUGGGGGACACAGAAGACCCUGGUGACUGGUCUUCAACUCUCAAAGACAUUUUUUUCUGAGGUCUGGUCUAUUCAUGCAGCAGAAUAAUGUGGGGAUAGGAUGGUAGAGCCGUAAGAUGGCAGAACAGGCUAAACUGCCCCCCAGCCAAAUAUUUCAUUACUUAUCUCAUUUUUUGUUUUCUGAAAACUUUUAAUCUCCCCUCUGGGUGACUUACAAAAAUAAGAUGCAAUAUACAAUUGCAAUAUAACAACAACCCCCCCAAAAAAGAACCCCCAAAUGACAGCAAUAGCCACAGAUCAAUAAGUGUUCUGAUCUAGAACAUGCUUCCAUUCUAGAUUGGAGACCCAUGUCAGUUUCUUCCUGAAAAUUGUCCCCUUCCAGUGGUUAUUUGCCCCAGAAGGCAGGCAUAUUUGGAGUUAACAGCACUUUUAGAAGACGGAUAGUAGCUAAGGGUAGGGGCCAAAGUAUUUUUAGCAGGGGGAAGGGGGAGAGGACUAUGUUCCAGAUCGGGGUUCUGCAACUGCUUUUUCUUGAGAACGGAAGAGGCCAUUUGAAGCAAACCUGAGUGAUCGAUAGACACAGAAAUGACAUUUAUGAACCAGGAGCAACAAAGAGUCUUUUGGCACCUUAAAAACAAAAUCAAUGUACAUGGCUUUAGUCUGUUGUUUUCAGCGGGUUUGCUUUGAGUAUAACUUAACUGGAAGCAAGCUUAAUAGGUGCAUUGUGGGACAAGCUGCGGGAGCCUGGAUCCCAUCUCAUCAGAUGCACGAACUGUUGUUAACUAAUGAGUAAAAAAUGAUGGGUGUUCUUCCCCACCACCACCACCGUCUGUAUAAACAUGUGAAUAAUAGGGAGCAGUUUUUGGCCUUUCUGCUUCACAUAGUGCCAUAUAUUUAGUGCUGUACGGGUGAAAGCAAGAUGGAUCUGAAGACUGUGUGUCUCGUGGGUUCCUCUUCAUUUACCACAUUGUGGGAAGGUUGCCAGCGAUGCAUAGAUGUUGCAUGUGGUCUCAUGGGGGGACGGAUUAAUUCUUACUAUGCAAGGAUACCUCCUGCUGACUUUUGAAAGGGAGAACAAACAAAGAGGAACUCUUUUGACCAUGGAUGCUAUUAGCUUAAUGUUUCUGUUCUCUGAUCUUCCUGUCCUGUUUGCUUUGUACGGCUUAAUCAAGUUUUUUUUUUUUUUUUUGGUAUAUAAUGUGGACCAAGUAAUUGAAAACAAAUUUAGCAUGUCUCAGACCAUCAAGUUCCCUUUCAGCUGGAUUGCUGGCUUCGCGGUAGACAUGUCUGCUUUCAAUUUUCAGUGAUGUGAGAAACAUAGAAUGAAUGGCUUGAUUUGUAAUUGUGAAUGUUAAUAAUGAAAGAGAUAUUCCCUGGUCUCAAGCCUACAUAGAAAUUCUGUCUCCGUUAUGCUUCAUAUAACAAACCCCAAUUCAAAACUCCACUGCUAUUCUUUACUGAACAUUUUCAUUCUCUGCUAUGUGGUUGGGUUGUUUUUUGCUCUCGAAGUGCCCAAUUUAUUUCAUGAAAACAUGUGUUGUACAUAGAGCACACAAAUAUUUGUACAGAGAAAGAUUACCAUGAAAAUGUCAAAACCUGCUUGUUUAAAUAAACUCCUAUUUUAGCUGGCAAUGAUAUUUUUUUUUGACCUGUGUGCCACUACCUCUGUCAAAACCUGUCCACAGAAGAUGGCAGAAAUCUGGUUUAUAACACAAACUUGCAUGUUUCACAGUGUUCUCCUUUCAUUUGUGAGUGUUUGGUUUUCACCUUGAAAGCAGAGAAAUGCUUUCAGGUUUCAUGUAAUUCAACAAUAUGCAAAUAUUUGAGAAGCGAGUACCAUAUCUUGAAUUACAUGAAACCUGAAAGCAUUUCUCUGCUUUGGCAGUUGUGUGCAAGCAACCCCAAAUAUCAAGUCUUUAAAGCUUUUUGGCAACUGUGGGCUCCCAAGCCAAGAGAACAAGGGAAUUGUUCAUCAAACUGACUUGAGCUAAUCUUUAGGCAUGGCUGUUAACAAUAACAUAGGAGCCCCAGAGCUCUUCCGUUCUUAGCUAGACAAACUAGGGAUUUGCAUAAUAACAUAUGUGUUGCUAAGGCCAGGGACCUCCGAAGGGUGGUUUGUUGGUUUGUUGGUUUGUUUAUAUAUGUGUGUUUCCUUCUAGUAUCCAGGUUAAAAAAGCAGACAAAGUUUUAAGGAGUAGUCAAAAGGAAAUGUCAUGCUUUUGGGUGAUAGCCAUGAUGAUGAUGAUGAUGAUGAUAUUAUGAAAUAAAAGCAGGGUUUGUGGGGAUCACUCUUGAAUUCCUUGGAAGAAGAGCAAGAUGGAUGGAUGGAUCCACAAAGAGGGGAUGGGAAUGUGGAAUUUCACAUGUUUGAGAUAAGAAGGUCCCAGGUUUCCAGGUACACUUGGGGAAAUCAAGAAGAGCUGCUGUUUGUCCCUAUAGAACAGCCUUUCCCAAUCUACUGCCCUCCAGAUAUUUCUGGACUACAACUCUCAACAACUCUAGGUCAGAGAUGAUGGAAGCUGUAAUGGUCCAAACCACCUGGAGGACACUAGUUAGUUAGUGAAGGCUAGUUAGCUACUUCUAAGCUUUAUGGACCAGUGUAUUUCAGCAUAAGGCAACUUCAUAUGUUCAUAGCUCUAGUUUAACUCUCCUAAUUGUGAACCUAAUAUGCUGUUUCCUAACUGGAAGCCUUCAGUUUUUAUUUUAAUGCAUUCCCUACAGUAGCAAAUGGGGAUGUGGGUGGCGCUGUGGGUUAAACCACAGAGCCUAGGACUUGCCGAUCAGAAGGUUGGCGGUUCAUAUCCCCACGAUGGGGUGAGCUCCCGUUGCUCGGUCCCUGCUCCUGACAACCUAGCAGUUCGAAAGCAUGUCAAAGUGCAAGUAGAGAAAUAGGUACCGCUCCGGCGGGAAGGUAAACGGCAUUUCCGUGCACUUCUCUGGUUCGCCAGAAGUGGCUUAGUCAUGCUGGCCACAUGAACCGGAAGCUGUACGCCGGCUCCCUCGGCCAAUAAAGUAAGUGAGAUGAGCGCCACAACCCCAGAGUCGGCCACGACUGGACCUAAUGGUCAGGGGUCCCUUUACCUAUACCUUUACAGUAGCAAUGUGUUUUAUUGCUUGUGGGUCAUGCAAACUGUCUCAACUAAAGAGAUGACAUCAGAAAUAUGAGAUUCUUGCUGGGCAUCUGCCUUCUCCUAGGUGGGGUUGUCCAAGCCAUUGCUAAUCUGCCCACACAACAUUGCCCAAAGCGAGCGAGCUCGGGGCAAACCACUCCUUCCCAGCAUGUGGUCAUGUAUGAUAGCUGCUGGAGAACAUCACUCACAAAUGUCAUGGCAUAGUUUUCCUCUUCCGCUGCAUCUGAGCCUUGUGCAAAAGAAAAUUGUGAGCAUGUCCAGUCUUUUCUCAAUAUGUGGGAUGGGGAGGGAGAGAAAGUAGUGAGCCGCUUGUGCAUUUCAUUUUGCUGCCUCUAUGGAAUCGCAAAGCGGCAAAGGAGCCUUCUUUGUGGAAAAAUAUAUAUUCUGUUUUGUUAUUUUAUUCUCUGUCUCUGGAGAUUGUGUGUGUACAGCACACACACACUUCCUUGGAUUUAGUAUAAUCAUGACUGCAGAUUAUUUCUUCUACUGCUAGAUUAUUUCCAGCUAUUCAGAAGCAGGAAAUGCUUUGUCAGCUGGCAAUCUAAACCACCAAAGACUUUGGCUAAACUUUUGACUUGAUGCCUCACCUAUUGAAAUUAAUCCUUUGGGUUUAGCUUUGAAGUUUAUCCUUGGUUAGAAUAUCCAUGCACCCAAAAGAGCCAAGAGACAGAAUUCCCCAAAUAUUCAGUUCUCAAAACGAAGACACAGAUUGCUGAUGUUCUUCUGUAGGCACUCUCUUUUCAAAGUGACUGAAGUCUGGGAUUUGCUGGGACUCAUAGGAGAAUUUUGUCAUGCAGACUUAUUAGGCUGCUAUAACAGAGCACUCGUCAAGCCUUCUCUAGUGAGGAGUACCACAAAUAUCUAGUCCUGUUGUGUAUAAAAAUAAAAAGCAACUUUCCUAAAGAUGUACAGGCUCCCUACCCUAUUCCUUCCACCUUUUUUUUUUUGGUAGGAUUGCAACCCAGUAGAGAAAACGUUUGCCGAGUAAUUGUACGAGUUAUAGUCAAUUAACCAAUUAAAUCGGGGUAAAUUUGCAUAUGAGGAAAAUAGUUCUAAAGUAAAAUAAAGAACAUGCUUUAUUUUACACAUAUGUGCUGAAACAAGCAUCAUCUGGGAAGAGGCAUUCAUUCUCCCAUCUCUUGCAUGCCUCUUUUAUUAUGGUGCAUGCUACUGACACUUUUUAGAGGGACGCGGGUGGUGCUGUGGGUUAAACCACAGAGCCUAGGACCUGCCGAUCAGAAGGUCAGCGGUUCGAAUCCCCGUGACGGGGUGAGCUCCCGUUGCUCGGUCCCUGCUCCUGCCAACCUAGCGGUUCGAAAGCAUGUCAAAGUGCAAGUAGAUAAAUAGGUACCACUCCGGCGGGAAGGUAAACGGUGUUUCCAUGUGCUGCUCUGGUUCACCAGAAGCGGCUUAGUCAUGCUGGCCACAUGACCCGGAAGCUGUACGCCGGCUCCCUCGGCCAGUAAUGCGAGAUGAGCGUCGCAACCCCACGACUGGACCUAAUGGUCAGGGGUCCCUUUACCUUUACCUUACUGACACUUUUUAUAAGUGCUUACUUAAAACAACAACAACAACCAAAACUUUAAAAUAUAAAAUUUGCUGCCUAAUUAAUCAGUGUCACCUCUUUAGUCAGUUUUAAUGAUAAUAGUUUUAAUGAUUAAACUAACUCAUUGACUAUGUCUUUGGAAUGGACCAGAAGUAGCCUAGACCCACUCCUAUCUAUUCAUUCAUGCAAAUGUCAUUUGCUUUGAUUAGGAAGAGCUAAGCUGAGCUGCUUAUUUUAAAGUAUUUAUUGUUUUCAUUAUAUUUAUAUCUUUCCCUUCCUCCCAAAUAAACCUAGGGAGGCAAACAAUAAGUAAUAAAACAACAAAAACACCCUGAAAAUGAUUCCAAUUCAGAUGCAGACUGUAUGAUGAAAGGUUCAAACAACUCCCCCUAUGCCAUCUCCUAAUUAUGUAAUUUGAGGAUUUGUAAAAUGCUUUUACAAAAGUCGCUUUAGAUUUGUUUUGCACAAGAGCAACAGGUAACAGUCCUGUGAAGAAGGUUAGGAUAAGAAUGUGUGACUUGCCGAAAGCUACCCAAGGAGCAUCAUACUUGAGGAAAGAUUAGAACAUGGAUCUCCAAAAUAAACUACUCCCAAUGCCUGCACUGUUAACCACCCAUGAGAAGUGUCAGAGGUUUCUAGGAAACAGUUGGGGAUUUCACAAGGGAGCCUUUGGCUGGUUAAAUGAUGGCUUUUUAAAUGUGUUAGGUGUUUGUGUUUUUGUUGUAGUUAUGUAUUUUGUGUUUUACAUUGUAGACCAACCUGUGAUCUUUGGAUGAGGAGAGUAAUAAUAAUAAUAAUAAUAAUAAUAAUAAUAAUAAUAGAUUCAACAUUCUGAACCUGAAUUUAUUCUAGCCUUGCUAAGUUAGACCACAAAAGUUAAUAACUUCUAAAUAUUUUUCACUAGCCAGCAUGCUCUUGGUCAUUGGUAGCACAUCAAUAAACUGAAGGAAAGACACACACACACACACACACACACACACACACGUUUUUUAUAAAAGCUUCAUGUCUAGUCAUCUAGAGGUGAUCCUCAUUUGCUCAAGGUGAUCAAACAAGUUACUACUGUACUUAUAUAUAUAUAUCUCUUUCUGAUACUAUUUUUAUUUUGAUUUAUCUACUCCAUUUGUCAUUGAAAUGAUGAAGUAAUGAUUUGGUCUUUUGCCAGCUUCAUGGAUACAUGGACAACAAGCCCCUAGGUCUUCAGAUCUUCAUUGGGACAGCAGACGAGCGGAUUCUUAAACCACAUGCUUUCUACCAAGUCCAUCGCAUUACAGGGAAAACCGUCACCACCACCAGCUAUGAGAAAAUAAUUGGCAACACCAAAGUGCUGGAGAUUCCCCUGGAGCCAAAAAACAACAUGAAAGCAACGUAAGAGUGCUAUUAUGAAAAGUGUCUUGUUACAAGAUAUUAAUGGAACAAAACUGGAGACUUAAUGUUAAUGCAGAAGGCACCUGCAUUUAGCUUGAACAAAAAAAUACUCAAGGGCGAAAGACUUACAGUGACCCAGGCUUGAUUCACAGUGUAUGUGAUCUGUUUGAAAAAGCUGCCUGGUUCCAUCCCUUGCAUCUCUGUUGAAAGGAUCAGGUAGCAGAUGACGAGGAAGACUUCUUUCUGGCCUGAGACUCUGGAGGUCUCCUGUCAUUUAGAGUAGAUGAACAAGUGGCAAGGUAGAUGAACCAUUGAUCUCACCUGUUUAUGAGGCAGCUUCCUUCUGAGCCUUUUCCAAAAGGGACAGACUUCUGCAGGAUCAUUGUGGGUGAUGAUACUGGGCCCUGGGAAUGAUUUAAUACCUGUUGGAGGCAGAAAUGCUUCUGAAUACUAUUUGCCUGAAACCAUAGGAGGGGAGAGUGCUCUUCUGCUUGAAUCCUGCUUUUGGAUUUCCCACAGCCGUCUGGUUGGCCACUGUGAGAACAGGAUGCUAAGCUACAUGGGCCAGUAGCCUGCUCCACCAGGCUCUUCUUUCGUUGCUAUGUUCAUGUCUCAGUGCGCAUUAGAAUUUCAGUCCUACUCUAACGACUACACCACACUGAUUCUUUAAUUUUAAAUGUAUCUUUUAGAACAUGGCACCAUUGGGGCGAUGUUUGGGGAGUCAAAAAGCCCUGUUCUCCCAGGCCUUUUAAAUAAGUAGGUCGGGGCAGUCUGUUUUUAAUCAUGUUUUUUUUAAGUGCAGUGAGGUGGUGGUUGUUGUUGUUGUACUUAGGCAGUUCCUGAUUUUAUGUUUUAUUUUCCAAUGAAAAGUGACCUUUAACUCCAUCGUUGUAAUCAGUGAGGUAAAAACAAAAUUCUGCGUGAACCAUAUCUUUCCCACCUUGCAAAUGUGUUCAGGAAUCAUUGGGUUGUUAAUUCUGUGGUUGCGUAUUAACUAAGGUUUUGGCUUGUUCCGCAGCAUUGACUGUGCAGGGAUCCUCAAGCUGAGAAAUGCAGACAUUGAACUGCGGAAAGGGGAGACGGACAUCGGCCGGAAGAACACCCGCGUGCGACUGGUCUUCCGUGUACACAUCCCCGAAUCCAGUGGCAGGAUUGUUUCCUUGCAAGUGGCAUCCAACCCCAUUGAAUGCUGUAAGUUGCAUUUUCUCUUUAAUUUCACUAUUUUCUGAUCAGCGGCGAUAUUUUCCAUGCUGCAACCUCUCUGUAUCCUGUGCGUCGAUCCUUAAUUAGCUGAAGAAAGCAUGUCUCGAAACCUGUGCAUAAUUACCUGGGGGUAAGUCCCAUUGAAAUCAGGAGGACUCACAGUCAAAUUACACAUUAUGUUAGCUAUUCAGAUAUGCUGUUAAGUGCAAGGGUUUUCUUUAUGUAUAUAAAUGCUAGUGAUUCUGGGAUCUUAGCAUGGUGGUGAAAUGACUUAGCACCUCUACCCACUGUAGUCUUGAGGCAGUAUUCAACUAAAUAGUUGCACUAGCACAUGAAUUGACACUAGUAGAAGGGGGUUUGUAGUUUGGCCCUUACCACCACCUUCUGAGGAAAUCUGUUCCACUGUUGCUCUUACUGUCACAAAGUUCUUCUUGAUGUUUAGUUGGAAUCUCGUUUCUUGUAACUUGAAGCCAUUGGUUUGGGUCCUACCCUCUGGAGCAGGAGAAAACAAGCUUGCCCUUAAGAUAUUUGAAGAUGGCUAUCGUAUCUCCUCUCAGUCUCCUCUUUUCCAGGCUAAAUGUACCCAGCUCCCUCAACUGUUCCUCAUAAGUCUUGGUUUCCAGACCCUUGAUCAUCUUGGUUGCCCUCCUGCACACGUUCCAACUUCUCAAUAGCCUUCUUAAAUUGUGGCACCUAGAACUGGACACCGUACUCCAAAUGUGGUGUGACCAAUGCAGAAUUGAGUGGUCCUAUUACUUCCCUUGACCUCGACACUAUACUUCUGUUGAUGCAAUCUAGAACAGCAUUAACUUUUUUUACUGCUGCACCACACUGUUGAUUCACGUUAACCUUGUGGGUCCACUAAGAUCUCUAGAUUAUUUUCACAUGUCCUACUGUUUAGAAUUAGACAGUGCAGCUUUAAUACAAAUUGAUAACAGAAAGAUGCUGCUAAUCCCUUGACUCAUUAGAGUACAAUUGAAAUUAUGGAGGUACUUCCAGAACAGAUAGAAAUCUGAGAUUUGGUACACAAGUUGCCAAAGAUCUCCUGAUUAUCUGAAAAGUCUGAAAAUGAGACAAUUGUUAUGACUCUCACUCUGAACACAUCAUAUUCAGACUGUUUUUGGGCAGUACUCCAAUAGACAGCAGGACAAGCAGCGCAUGAGAUCGACGAGAGGGGUGUGGGAGUUUCCCUUUUGCACUCUUCGAUAAGCCCCACAUUGGAGAAGAGGGGAUUUCCACUGGAUGUCUCAGUGACUGCCGAAUGUGGGCUAUACUCUCUCAGCAGAUCUCCCAUGGAGAAAAUAUUCUUGGCCCUCUAGCAUAUGUUCAUCCCACCAGAGAUCUCAUUUCCAGCUAUCAUCCUUUCAGUGUAGGAGGUUUGCAUCAGGAACGAAGGGUGCUCGGUGUCUUCACAGGAUAGGACCUGUGGAAGGGCCUCCAUUCUGGCACAUCCAGAGAUUCUUAGUCAUUUUUGGAGGGCUUGCGCUUCCUUUGCUCAUCCGGUGAUGCUUUAUUGUUAGUAACCUGAGCUUUCUCAGUGGUUUGGGGAUUUCACAGAAUCAUAACGAACCAUUUUCACUUCUUUUAUUGUGUGACUCACAGUAGUGUACAAAACCAUGCUGCAGCAAUAAACUGCCUGAGAAAGUUUACUUAAAAGACCCACUCUGUGGCUUUUGAUUGUAAUGUAAUCCUUCCCCUAAGGGAGAAGUGGGGAACCUGCAGCCUCUCAAUGUAACUAGGCUGUAACUCUUAUCGUUUUCCACCACUGGCCUUCUUGGCUAGGACUAAUGAGAGCUGGAGUCCAGCAACAUUUUAUGGCCACAGGCUCCCCAUCCCUGCCCUGAGACACAUCUGCACUGGAGAUGCUCCCUGUUUCAACAUGUUGUUUAAGCUGCAAUCUGAAUCUCUAAAAAACAUGUCCUUUUGAGAAUCCCCAGUCCCAUGGCAGGGCGAAAUGUCUUUGCCCUGUGCACCCUUUGAUGAUUGCCAGGGUGCCUUCCUGGAAGGCGUUUUGGCGAUCUCUGCCAGGAACACGGCAGGGCGAAGCAUCUGCGGCAUGUCUUUGCCCUGCCAGGUCCCUUUCACAAAGGUAAGGCGGCUGGUGGUGUGUGGAGAGAUGGCAGGCCAAGUCAACCUGGCUGGGUUGGAGGGGUGUUGCACAUGUGACGUCAUGCACGCAAGAUGCCCCCCGCCACCACCACUGGCGCAAUUCGGCAGAUGCUCUAUCACUGAGAUAUACCAUUUCUCUUAAUGGCACCACUCACUUAGAAGAGGAAGCUCCAAGGCUUGUGAAAGAAUAAAAAUCUUUUUUGGGGGGGGAAACCCUAAGUGACUCGGACAUUCCAAAGCAGCUUAAUGGGGACUGUGCAUGCUUAAGGGACACAAAAUAUUAAUAUUAAUUGGAGAAAAUUAAGAAAAUUCAGGGCUGCAUCCAACUAAGUCAUACUCAGACUCAUGGCUAACUUAACGUCAUUUGUUUCAGUGGGUCUGUUCUGAGCAUGGCUUCGUCCGAUGCGACUACAGUGGUACCUCCGGUUGUGCACAGGAUCCGUUCUGGAGCUCUGGGCGGAUCCUGAGGGAUUCGCAACCGGACGUGCCUGUUCUGCGCAUGCACGUGGCACGGUAGAGCGCUUCUGCACAUGCGUGUGCAGCAAAACCCGGAAAAAUACUUCCGGGUUUGCCGCGUGUGUAAUCUGAAGGAUAUGCAACCAGAGGUGUGCUUAUCCAGAGGUACCACUGUAUAUGGGCAGAAUUUGAUAUGGUGCUAUAUUGGAUGUUUCCAUCAGCGCAAGCGAGUCAGCUUGGCAGACAGAGCAAACCUCCCACCCAUCUUGCCAUGCACUGUUGUGGGGGUUCUCCUGACAUCCUCCCCAAGCAAGUUUUAGGGAGCAUGAGGGCACAUGGAGGUAGAAGAGGGGAGAAAAGCCGUGUUGCAGAAGUAGAAGCCCUUUAAGGCAAUAAACCAGCUGUUGUUGCUUUAUUCUCUCCUGUAAACCUGUUCUCAUUAUAAAUAUUAUUUUGGCAAAAUUAUAUUUACUUCCGAAAAGGUGUCCAUUUGAGUGAUUUAGAUGUUUCUCCAGUCUUCAGAAAGUUGGUUUAUGCCAAUGAAUUUUGGUCAAGUAUUUUGUUUCCUUUUAAUUAGCUUCCUUGGAAGUUUCCUCUUUUUUUGUUUCUUUCCUCCUCUCCAACUCAGUUUCCCCAUAAAAUUAGAUAUUCCGCAUUAACGAUAUGUGGCGCAGUUGUAAAUUCAGUGGAAAGAAAUAGUCAGUUUAAAGAAUGUAUUCAUCUUGGCAGGCUUUCUAUGGCUUUCUUGCUAGCGGAUAGAUUAUCAACAGUAGGCUAGCGGCUAGUUUAAGCGUAGCAAAGAACCAUACUUGUGACUCCCAGGAGAUUAAUCUGCCUGCCGUUUUCAGGCAGCAUGCUAUGAACACUCUGCAUUUUCAGUAGCUUCUCCAGUGAACUCUGAAAAGCGUACCUCUCGCUUUAAAAAAAUGCAUUAUUUUAAUGUUACAGCUGCUCUAAUAAAACCUUUGUUAUGGCUACGCUCAUAAAGACUUUGUAUCUAGGAACCUAUGCUGAAAACCAAUGAUGCAGAUCGGUGGAAUAAAUGCAAAUAGGCUUACAUUUCACAAACACAUUUUGUUUUCAUGGUUCUUUCUGAACUCAGUCUUUAAUCUCUUGUGAUAGGGAGAGUUGUAAAGACUGGCAUAGUGGCAGGAAGAGUAGUAUAGUCUUAGUCCCAUCAGGGAAAAAGGCAGGGUAUGAAUUAGUAUAAUAUUAACAAUGACAGUAACAAUAGCAAUAACAGUAACUAAGUAAGUAAGUAAAUAAUAAAAUAACUGAAUAAUAUUCUAGGAAAACUAAGUAAUAUUCUAGGAAAAGCUUCUUCAGGAACUUUGCUUUUACUAUUAAAAUGAAUAUUUCUAGCUUGUCUGGUACCAGUGGUGGCCAGAGUGAGGUGGAGUUUAGAAGAGGCAUUUCCCAAAGAUUCAGAAAUAAAAGUAGAUCUUGGUUAAGCCUUUCACUAGUCUUUCCAAAGCCAUUUGCACACUGCCUUCUUCUAAAAAUGCAUCUUAUUAGAACUAGAAACGAUAAUAGCUUUCAUUUAUGCAUUUUAAAUAGUUGGACAGUCAUCUGGCUAACAGAAGAUGCAAAGACCUUUGGGUCUCGUUGGGCUUCUUUCCCCCUUUGAGUUUAGAAUGAGCAGGAAGUGGGAGGGAUAAAAAAAAGUCUGACAUGAACUACAAAGUUAUUUUGGGUUUAUUCUGGUGUGAUUGCCUACACAGGAAUCAAGGGUUGGGUACGGCACAUAGUGAAAUACAAGGCUGCAUUUUGCUUGCUGGUCAUCCUGUUUGAGGAGUUGCCGGGGUUCUGUCUCUUCCAUUAAUUGCUAUCGCCAAGGAAUUCAAGCAGAAUAAAACUUAAAAACCCAAGGUGGCUCAUGGUUAAAGCACAGUGGGUUUUAAUCUCAAGAGAUCACUUCCAUGAAGGUUUAAGAGGAGGUACUUUAUUGAGUCUGCUAAGACAUUCUGAUAGUUAAAAUGCCUGCCAUUAAUCUCCUUCUUGGUAGGGUUGGUGUUCUGCAAGCAUUAUUCUUAAAAAAUAAUAAUAAUACCAGGUUUAGUGAUCCCUUCUUAUCUAUCUUUACUGCUACUUACAUGUCUUCCUCAGAAAGACUGAAGAGAGAUAUUGGUUUUAGAUUUUUGUGAUGUUACAGUUAGGGUGUCAGCAAUAUCUUCAGGAAGGGCACCCAAAUUCUGCUUGGAAUAAGUGAAGCAAAUGCCUACCCAUUUUAUUAUUUGCAUAAUUUAUUACAGUUGCAAUAUUUGGGCUCUUGCAGAAACCAAAAGAAGGAAAGAAAGGUUUCCAGUUGGUGAGAAAGUGGUGUCCAGGUGGAUUUUUCAUAAAGCGGGCAAAAUGUCUGAGAAAAUGUCCGAAUUUUCUUUUGGAGACUUUGUCCAAAAAGCUCAACAACUUUUUGAAAUUUGGCAACCCUAGGAUAGAGCAACUGCCCUUGGCAAUAUGGAAUUCACAGCCACAAAAUGUGGCAAUGACUCACACAAUCUCAGUCUAACCAUACCUGUCACUGAACAUGUUGCAUAGGGUAAGGCUGGGAUUAAAAUAAUAAUAAUAAAACCAAGCAAAGGGGGGGCAUGAUACAGACUGAGACUGCAGCUGUAGCCAUCCCUAAAUCCAUGUAUAAUCUAAAUCCUGGUAGAUCACUGGUUAGUGUGUAAUGCUAGGGACAUCUUUCUUGACCUAAAGCAGCUUGCAAUACAAGAACAAGACUAUAUAUUGAUGCAUUAUUACAAUCAACAGUCUAACACCAGUUCAUUUCAAAGCAAAUAAUAAUGCUCCAAAUAUAAGAAUUGAUUUCAGUAGUGGUAACGUUGUAACAUUUUAAAUGUAUUGAGAUAUAUGUCAUUAAAACGCAAUACAAAUUGAUAGGUUUUAUCAGUCAUUGCAAUACAGAAGCCAGAGUCGGAUUGCCAUAAAAAUUUCCAGUCCACUGCAGUCAGGUAUGAAUAAAUAAUAUCACCAGCAGCCAGUUUCUCUAAAGUGCCAAGAGCAGGAAAUAGCAACCAGAUUUUUUUGCAGCUGGCAGUGCAGUAGCUUAAAUGGAAGCUCCGUGUGUCUGCUGCUUCUGAAUGUCAGGAGUUGGAGGGGCGUGCGGCGGAUGACAACCCCAGGAGGCUCUUCUUGCCUUCAUGUUCUUGCCAUUUCUUGGAAGCAUCUGAGUAGCCACUGCUGAAAAUAGGAUGUUGAAUGAGAUGACCUUCGGUCUGAUCCAAUAGGGUUCUCAUUCUCUUCUUAGUACACACCAGUUACAAUUUCCAGUCCUUCACCAACUAAUGUUGACAAACCCUCUCUUCACUUCUAGAUGUGGGCUAGAUGUUCCAUUUACAAACUGGAGAGACUCUGCUUCCAGAAGCCAAAUUCAAUGCCAGAUUCAAUAGCUUUGUGGCACCCUACUUCCAUGUUAAGAAUUUCUCCUACUCCAUCAAGCCUCAGGAUCAUUGAGAGCUGCUACUAGUAAUAAUAUCCAGAAAUGCAGCCUUCGUGAUGGCUGCCCUUCCCUAUUAGAUUUUGCUACUACCAACUUUAGCAGCAUCAGAUGGGUAUUGCCAGGGCUUUGGGCGUGCUAUGAGAAUGCAAAAUGUGCAACAUUGGAUACGGAAACUACUUCCCUGAGAAUCUAAAUCUUUACCUGUUUGUUUUUAAAGCACAUUUCUAAUCUUUAAGGGUAAGGAUGUGCUUUAAAGUAUGUGGGCAAUGCCUGAUGAAAUCUCAGAAACCAGAACGGUACCCAUAAGGGUAGCCAGAGAUAGGAAUGUAAAGAUCGGUCCAUUUUGGCUAUCUCAGUUUCUCAUUUUUCCAAUCUUAAAUUCAGGUUUCUACUGGCAUUUUUAAUGCAAGUUUCUCCUAAUAAUACAUUUUUGUCUGCAGUUUUGACUAAUCUACUCUUUUUUGUAAGCACUUUCUCAUAACAUAUUCAUUGCUAUACACAUUUCCCUGUUAUAUAUUCAUUUUUGUAAACGUUGAUUGGAGAACUGCAUCGCAAAACGUAGAUAAGUGUGACUUCUGAAAGUUGGUUGAGCUUUGGUUCUCAUGUUGCUUUGGAAACAAGAAGCUCAAUAAAUGCAACCUUAAAUGUGAACUGAAUUGCAUUUUUCCUCCAUCCCUGCUUGAGACACAUAGCUCUUUCCCUGUUUCUGUGAGAAGAAUACAAAAGAGGAGGGAUCGUGUAAAUUUGUAUAAAUGUGCGCAGGCUGCAUAAAUGUAUACUGUCUACUUGUUGCUUCAGUUAUACCAAGCCCUGGGCUUUGCCAUCACACUGAGCAUGUGAACUUCCCUAUGGCAUUUCCUUGACACAGAGUCAAAAAUAUUGCUGGUGAACUUGGUCUUGAAGCAGCCUAGCAGGUUGACUGGCUUAUGUGUCCUAGCCGUCCUGGUUCUCCCCACGUUAAGCCAAAUUAUUUUGCUUCCCUAUUUUGGCCCCUUGCUCUUGCAAUUCCGAGGCUCAGGAAACAAAACUCAGCAGAGAUCCUGAUAACCGCAGUUCCCUUUUUUGUUUCUCUUCCACUGCUGGCCAUAAUGUAAUUUUUGGCACGAACGACCCGUAACAUCUUGAUUUGCAGGCGGUCAAAUAAAAUACAGAAAGAAAACCCCCCUCACGCCCCCAGUGCCAUUAGCAGAGUUGACAUGCUGUUUCAAGGCAAAAGUGAGUGUUUCGCCUAGCAUUUGCUUUCCUGCAUUAUGUCAGUGGCUGUUGCUAUUGAAAGUAAACACCCCAACGGGAUAAGUCAACAGUGUUAUGUUUAUACAGAGCUCAUAAACUACAGUAGCUGUUGGUCUGCUUUAUGGAGUGCCAGCCCCUGAGGGGAAGAGAAGGAGCAGUGUGAAAUUACUGCCUACAUUUCACCUAUCCUGGGCUUUAGAAACGGUGAAUUUACUGGGGAUUAAUUUAAUAGAGCAUACAAAAGAAAACAAGCUUGGUCCGAAUGAUACCAAGGUAUCUGUUUGUGUUACUCCCUUCCGUACACGAGAACGCCAAGGAGGCUAACGACAGACUCUCAUUCCUUUUCAUAUCUUUCCGUCCGUCCAAAUUUGGAAUCUAAAAAUACAGUUUAAAAUAGAAGCUACAGGGUGGGUGGCCCUCAUUUUUUUUCCAAACAAGACACAUAAAACCAAAUUUAAAUGCACAUCAACAACCAGAAGGCAAUUUCCACAACACAUUGUCAACAGAUAAGAUUUAACAAACACAUAACACACACAUACCCGCUCCAACAACCGCAGUUAGACACUCCCUGUGAUAGCAGAUUAAGACAUAAUGCUUACAGGUAACAGUGGCAACAAAAUGGACAAGUUCCUCCUGCAUUCAUGGAGCUUCCAGCUACUUUGGGCUGGUACUCAUGGUAGUUUAAAGUGGAUUUUAUGCAUCUGAUGGGUAAAUGUUCUUUGCGACAUCUACACAUUGUCCUAAUCCAAGUGGCAGUCCGCAUUUCCUCUCAUUUAACUAAUAUUUUCCUUCCAGUAGCACCUUAGAGACCAACUAAGUUUGCUAUUGGUAUGAGCUUUCGUGUGCAUACACACUUCUUCAGAUACAAUAACAAACUUAGUUGUUCUCUAAGGUGCUACUGGAAGGAAUUUUUUUUUAAUUUUGUUUCGACUACGGCAGACCAACACGGCUACCUACCUGUAACUAAUAUUUUCCUGAUCCACUGAUACUGGAGUAAGGGAGGGGGUGGAAUCAUAAAAUCUCAAAUUACCGGAAUGGAUGUUCUGUUGUGUGACUCGACUUUCUUUUUAAACAGGGAAACAGAUGCCUGUGCACACGCCCACAAUAGAGCUCAUGUUUCUGUAACUCAGAAGGUAGAGAACUAGUAGGGUUGCCAUACGUCUGGGAUUCGUCGGUCGAAAAUAAUGUCCAGGCGGAAUUUCCAAAAUUCAGUAAAAAUGUCCGGGGAAACCCGGGCGUAUGGCAACCCAAGUCGGAAGUGUUGGUUUUUUUGCCGAUUUCCCUCAACAAUAGCUCAAAAACUUCAUUUAAAAAAAGAGAUUUUGAGAGAUAAAAAACUCAUCAAAUUUGCUAAAAAAAACCUCAACAACUUUUUGAAAUUUGGCAACCCUAGAACUAGUAACUGAGGGAAAGGAACAUAGCACAAAUACAUGUGGUGUAGUGGUUAAGAGCGGUAGUCUCGUAAUUUGGGGAGCCGGGUUCGCGUCUCCGCUCCUCCACAUGCAGCUGCUGAGUGACCUUAGGCCAGUCACACUUCUUUGAAGUCUCUCAGCCCCACUCACCUCACAGAGUGUUUUGUUGUGGGGGAGGAAGGGAAAGGAGAAUGUUAGCCACUUUGAGACUCCUGAAGGGGAGUGAAAGGCGGGAUAUCAAAUCCAAUUUUUAUUUUAUUUUUAUUUUUAUUGUCCACCAUUCUGGAUGGGAAGCACUGAGAUAGAGUUCAAUUGAAAGUGCUUAUGUGUGGAUGAAUGAGUACAAAGGCACACAUGGAAAAAUCAGAUUUGUGCGAGCCACGUGCACAGUAACACUCUGGUGUGUACACAGCCUCAGGAUUUGUGGCCUUCAGGAAGUAAAGGAUUUUGUUCACAAUCUGUUGCACUUUCCCACACAAGGUUUUUAAGCAGAAUUUCCAGACAGGAAUUCCCAACACUGGAAAGGUAGUGGAAGAGUGUUCCCUUCUUAUGGGUAGGGACACAUGUGACUCAUGAAGUAGCUCUCUUUGUGUUGGCAGUGCAAAAGAGUAGAAAUAAAUUGGUUGCACAUAAUGUGGUUAGGUAUUACAGCUCAUCACCUUUCAUUAUAUUUUUUCAUUUGCUUGUUUUACACACUGUAAACAUUUAUAGCUGGUUUUAUGCUUUCGUUUGUAGAUUAUACAUUGUUUGCAGUAUUGCAAGGCUGAGAUUUAUUCCCUUGUUUGACAAUGAAUGAUGGGCCCAAACAAAUAAAUGAGACUGGCUGACUAAUUGGCUUUAGGGGAGAGUGCAGAAACCCAGCCCUUGGUAUUCUGUAUUCUCAUUUUGUAUUUUUCUGUUGUGAUCUGCCCUGGGAUCUUUGGAUAAAGGACAGCAUACACAUUUAAUUUAAUAAUGAUGAUGAUAAUAAUACAAGAAGUGAGAACAGCACCUUAGACCAGGCAUAGGCAAACUCGGCCCUCCAGAUGUUUUGGGACUACAACUCCUAUCAUCCCUAUCUAUCAGGACCAGUGGUCAGGGAUGAUGGGAGUUGUAGUCUCAAAACUUCUGGAGGGCCGAGUUUCCCUAUGCCUUCCUUGGACUAAGGCAGUUUAGAAAUGCCCACAAUGUUGUUUGUCCCUUUUUUACUAGAUAUUUUAAAAAACAAAUGUGUUUCUAUUUUGAAGAUUUCAGAGAAGUUGAAUAAAUCAUUUGCCUUGGUUGGACCUCUUAAGUUUAUCUUAUAUUCUCAAAGAGGCUGUGACUCAGUGGUAGAGAUGUACUUUGCCUAGAAAAGACCCCAGGUCCAGUCUCUUGCAUCUCAUGCUCAAAGAGGUUUCAGGUAGAACCACCUCUAAUUUAAUCCAUCAGGGAUGUUGCUGGUCAACAUAGUCAAUACUGGGCCAGUCAACCAAUAGUCUGACUUGGUCAGUGGAGGCAAUCUCAGAUUAGGCUGUAAUAUUGAAGAAGUAAUAAUAUUUACUUCAUGGUAAACAAUGAUAUGUUGUGCCAUAAGGCAUAUUCACUUAGUCACCUGCUUUUUGUUGUAGCUCGCAGGCUCCGCACAUAUUUUAAUUUAUUAAGCAUAUGUUUAUAUGCUGCUAUUGAUCAUAUUUUUGUAUGUUGCUGUUCUUGGAAUGAUCUAUUUGGCAUACUUUUGGAAUAUAUGUGUUUCCUAUACAGUGGUAAUUCAGAAUACAGACGCUUCAGGUUACAGACGCUUCAGGUUACAAACUCCGCUAACCCAGAAAUAGUACCUCAGGUUAAGAACUUUGCUUCAGGAUGAGAACAGAAAUCGUUCUCCGGCGGCGCAGCAGCAGCAGCUGGAGGCCCCAUUAGCUAAAGUGGUGCUUCAGGUAAAGAACAGUUUCAGGUUAAGAAUGGACCUCCGGAACUAAUUAAGUUCUUAACCCGAGGUACCACUGUAAUGCCAUUCUUCAUAAGACACUAAAAUACUUAACAUUAAUAAAACUAUAAUGCAAAAAUCAUAAUAAUACAAAGGAAUACCUGAAUAAGGGUGCAGUCCUUUGUGUGUCUACUAAGAAGCAAGUCUCAGUGAGUUCAAUGGAAGCUUACUCUCAGAUAAGUGUGUGUUGGAUUGCAGCCUAAAAUAUUCAAACUUUUGGUUGUGGUCCUCCAUUUUGGAACUCUCUCUGCAUAAGGUGGCCCACAACUGCCCAUGCUGCUAUCUUUUCUGCAUAAAAGGAACUCUUUAGAACCCCAGGCAGAUUUUGUUUGAGUACCUGGGUGUCAAGCCAUUUAGGGCUUUACAGAUAAAGGUAAAGGGACCCCUGACCAUUAGGUCCAGUCAUGGCCAACUCUGGGGUUGCGGCGCUCAUCUCGCUUUAUUGGCCGAGGGAGCCGGCGUACAGCUUCCGGGUCAUGUGGCCAGCAUGACUAAGCUGCUUCUGGCAAACCAGAGCAGCGCACGGAAAAGCCGUUUACUUUCCCGCUGGAGCGGUACCUAUUUAUCUACUUGCACUUUGACGUGCUUUCGAACUGCUAGGUUGUCAGGAGCAGGGACCAAACAAUGGGAGCUCACCCCAUCACGGGGAUUCGCACCUCCAACUUUCUGAUCGGCAAGCCCUAGGCUCUGUGGUUUAAACCACAGCACCACCUGCAUCCCUUCACAGAUAAAUACCAGCACCUUAAAUUAAGGGAAUCAAGGGAAGUAAUAGUGCCACUGUAUUCUGCUCUGGUCAGACCUCACCUGGAGUACUGUGUCCAGUUCUGGGCACCACAGUUCAAGAAGGACACUGACAAACUGGAACGUGUCCAGAGGAGGGCAACCAAAAUGGUCAAAGGCCUGGAAACGAGGCCUUAUGAGGAACGGCUAAGGGAGCUGGGCAUGUUUAGCCUGGAGAAGAGGAGGUUAAGGGGUGAUAUGAUAGCCAUGUUCAAAUAUAUAAAAGGAUGUCACAUAGAGGAGGGAGAAAGGUUGUUUUCUGCUGCCCCAGAGAAGCGGUCACGGAGCAAUGGAUCCAAACUACAAGAAAGAAGAUUCCACCUAAACAUUAGGAAGAACUUCCUGACAGUAAGAGCUGUUCGACAGUGGAAUUUGCUGCCAAGGAGUGUGGUGGAGUCUCCUUCUUUGGAGGUCUUUAAGCAGAGGCUUGACAACCAUAUGUCAGGAGUGCUCUGAUGGUGUUUCCUGCUUGGCAGGGGGUUGGACUCGAUGGCCCUUGUGGUCUCUUCCAACUCUAUGAUUCUAUGAUUCUAUGAUUCUAUGAAGCCUGGUAGCAGAGAGCUGUGGAGCUCUUUCAAAGGUGGGGUGAUUCAUUAUUAACUAGCUGUCUUCAAGGGCAGUUCCACAUACAGUUCUCAAAAGUAAUCCUUUCCGAAAGUACCGUUUGACUUCUGAAACGUUCAAAAACCAAGGCGCGACUUCCGAUUGGCUGCAGGAGCUUCCUGCACUCAAGCGGAAGCCGUGUUGGAUGUUCACUUCUGAAAAAUGUUAAAAAACCGGAACACUUACUUCUGGGUUUUUGGUGUUCAGGAGCCAAUUUGUUCGUCAACUAAGCCGUUCGAGAACCAAGGUACCACCGUAUAAUGUAUUGCAGUAUUCUGGAUGGGAGGUCACUACUUCAUGAUAGCUGUGGUCCCCAUCCAAGAGAGAUUGUAACUGACAUACUAGCCCAAGGUGAAAAUACUUGGCUCUCUAGGGACAAAGCUGAAUCCAGGAAUAUUCCCAGGUGCAAAGCUGAUCCUUCAGGGAAGCGCAAUUCCAUCCAAAAUAGGUUGAACACCAUCUCCUUGAAUGGAAGGAAUUCUGGAUAAACUGUAAGCUGGAAUCUGGGAACUAUUCUAUUAGCUAAACUGAAGGCUUUGUAGCAGAAUGUAUAUAUUCAAAGCACAUUUGUCAAGCUACAUUGAAACUCCCUUUGGAAAUGUCCACUCUCAGGACCAAUACAGCUGAAAUGCUCUCAAAGACAACCUUUAAGCUUGUUUUCUUUUGAAUGCUGUAGUUGGGUUUAUUUAUUUAUUGCUAGAUAUCAUUUACUCUUGAGUUUUCAGAACCAUAAAUCUCCUGUUAGUGGUAAAUCCAAUUAUGAACUCAUCAGGAUCUCGACUGUUUACAAAGAGUGAUUAAUCAUAUAAGCCAUGUGGAAGAAAUAAGCAACUUCUGUGAAAGUAAUCUCAAUGUAUGCUCUUAACUGGCAGCCUUGUGAGCCAGCUGGGUGAAUAAUAAACUGUGAGCUCCUCGAUUUUUAAUUUAUUUUAUUUAAAAAAACACACCUAAAAUUGCAUGAAUGAUUAAUUGUGAUAAGUGCAGAACUCUGCUUUGAAAAGUACUGUUAGAAGUAAUUUUUUAAUGAUCCAGUGAAUGGCUCUUAGAAAUCCACAACCCACUGAGAAUUAAUAGACAUUCUGCUAGUUUUCUGAAAGUCAGUUUACAGGGGAGCAGAGCUCCAUAAUUUUUUUUUUCAGAUCAGAAGCAAUGACAUAAUUGGCCAGAUCUUCGGGGUAACUGAUGGACGCAUAGUCUCUGGCAAGCGACAGAGGCAAUAACAAGGCUUUCAAGUUUCUUUGUGACAGUUUAGCACAGAGGAAGUCGGAGAAUGAGAAAAAUAAUCAAGCAGAGGCCGCAUACUUCUUUCCUUUCCUUUGAUAGAGUUUCUACUUCAUGCCAGCCAUUUGUUAUGCUUUGUAUUGCUGCUGUUUGUUCUCUAUGUGAAUCUAAUCUAUAGAGGGGAUGGAUAUUUUAUAUUGAAAUUGUAUGUUGUGAACCUCCCUGUGAUCUACAGACAAAGGACAGUACAGUGGUACCUCGGGUUACAUACGCUUCAGGUUACAUAUGCUUCAGGUUACAGACUCCACUAACCCAGAAAAAGUGCUUCAGGUUAAGAACUUUGCUUCAGGAUGAGAACAGAAAUCGUGCUCCAGCUGUGCGGCGGCAGCAGCAGGCCCCAUUAGCUAAAGUGGUGCUUCAGGUUAAGAACAGUUUCAGGUUAAGAACGGAUUUCCAGAAUGAAUUAAGUACUUAACCUGAGGUACCACUGUAUACAUCAUCACCGUCAUAAUAGCUGCCAGUAUUUUUGGUCUCUCCUUGGGGCUGCCAUGAUGAACCUCCACUCUUCAAAGUUCACCUCUAGAUUAUUGUUGGCAGAAUUUUAUCUCUUAAGGUCUAAUCUUUGGAAGGCUUCUUUGUGUUCAAGCUUAUAGAAUUGCAGCAAGAUUGUUUCAGCAGACACAGAUGAGUAGGGUAGCUCAGUGGUUGUACAGGUGCCUUGCAUGAGGAAGGCUUGAUCCCUGGUUUUCCCUGUUAAAAAUAUCUCAGGCAGCUGGGUUGGAGGACCUCUGCCUGCGAUCUUUGGAAAGGUGGUGCCGUUCAGAGGAAGCCAUGGUCUAGACCAGGAGUAGGGAACCUGUGCCCUUCAAGAUGUUGUUGAACUCCAAAUCCCAUCAGCCCUAUCCAGAAUGGUCAGGAAUGAUGGGACUUCUUCUCCAGCAAUGUUCAGAGGGCCACCAGUUCCCCUCCCCAUCUGUAGGUGGACCAGUCGUAUCAGCUUCCAAACAGAAUAUGCACCAUUGUCACAUUAAUUUGGGGGUCAACCCUCAAAGUGUAUAGCCUAUUGUAGUUUUUUUCAUUAGCCACUGAAAGUAGCUUGAAACCCAUCAACUCCACCGCUCUGCGUACAGCCUAGUCUUCAUUUCCUGCGUAUGGUUUGGCUUGCUUGCUGCUGCUUCUUCUUUUAAAAAAAGCUCUUUAUGAAAAGGUAGGCCAUAUGACUUGUUAACCGCAAAGGCAAGCCACAUUUUUUACACACCACUAUGAAUCUGUGAAAUGUGGACUGAGUGUUGGUGUGCCCAGUGGGAAGACUCCUCAUGCCAAAGGUAGCCAGAUGUGUUGGACUCCAUCUCCCAUGAGUCCCAGCCAACACAUGGCCAGUGGUCAGGGAUGACGGGAGUGGAACCCAUAACAGCUGGAUGGCAUCAUGUUGGCUACAGGAGAGGCCAUGCACAGAUAAUUGUUUGAUACAAGCAGGAGGAAAUAAAAGAUCCACCCACAAGCAGAGAGACUGUGUGAAUUGGCUGUCAGGUAAAGGUUAAUCACCCUUCAGAAUAAAUCUUUUCUCUCCACCCCCCACCUCCGCCCACCCCCAAAAGCACAAGCAGUUAGGAUGAAGAGAUGUUAAACUGCAGAACAAAACCCUCCAGAGGCCUUCAGUGUAGGAUGGGACAGAUGUGGAGGAGUUUGAAUUCAGGUCCUGAACUCCUGGGUCACUUAGUUGCCCUAGAGAUGCAUCUGGACCAGUCAAAGACGGGAGUACUUGAUCCUUCCCAGCUGUUGCAGUUGUGGAGGAGAUUUCUCAGAUGGCAGCUCUCUUGCAUUAUUCUGCUUCUGAUGACAAGGGAACUUGGUUAUGUGGACGGAUGCUGUGUGCUUCUACUGAGUCUUGUGCAUUGAUUUAACACAUUCUUAUGAAACUGUGGUUCCCAGUGCUGAGCUUGGUGUCCCCAAGAAAGCAGGGCAGUUGCUAAGGGAACAAUAUGUGCCUCCCCACCACCCCUCCAACUCUAUACUGAAUCGGGAGGUAGGAUGAGGAGAAGGUUGGAGGUCUUCUUGUGUUUUUUUGUGGUGUGUACUUUUGUGUUUUGGUAUUGUAAAUGGCCCUGUGAUCUUCGCAUGAAGGGAGGCACAGAAAAUAACAACAACAACAACAAUAAUAACAACAACAAUAAUAACAAUAAUAACAAUGUGAAAUUCUUAAUUACUGAGGGGUGAGAAUAAGACGGGAAUGUAAUUUUGAAGGUCAUGGUUCUCAUGGGUAUACCUAAUAAUUUGGAUUGUUGUGUGCAGAUGUGUUUUGCUUCCAAAAUGAUUGGCAUGGCACCACCAUGGUUCCAGUAUUAGAGGGAAUGGUGCAUAUGCAUACACACACACACACACACACACACACACACACACACGUGUACAUAAGCUGGAGGACAAAGUAAUGAGCAGUGGACACUUUCCUGCUGCCUAGAUGGCUCCAAGGCCUUCAUAUUUCAGCUUGGAACGAGUUACGCUUCAGUUCUUUUUAAAGGAAUUCAGGGCUAUCCACUGGAAUCCAAUCUGCAGGUGGUAUAUUGAAAGUUCCAGGGUUGUAGAGUACUUGCACUUGAAUAUUUGGCCAUUGACUUGGAAAUAGACAUGGGCUGACUCCAGCUCAUUCAGCCGAGUUCUCCUUUGUCAGGGACAAGGAGUAAGGCCAGUGCAGCUGAGGCACUGGAGCCAGCUCCUGAUUAUUUCCAUAUAAAAAUGCUUUGAGUAUAAAUUUAUUUUUCCUCCUCUCUUUUUUCUUGUCAGCCCUAAAUUUAGACUCGUGGAGAAGUUCCUUUGGCAGGGAGGGGAUGGCAACCGUGACAAAAUAGACCUUGUUGGUAGUUUUGAAAGUUCCUAGCAAAAAAGAAAGAAAAGAAAGAACUGGUUUCAUUCAUGUCUCUGUUUUGUCCACAGCCCAACGCUCUGCUCAUGAACUUCCGAUGGUCGAGACUCAAGAUGUUGACAGUUGCUUAGUAUAUGGUGGACAACAGAUGAUCCUGACGGGCCAGAAUUUUACUGCAGAAUCUAAGGUUAUAUUCACAGAGAAGACACCAGGUAUGCUGUUCGUUGUAUUAUUUUUCUAAUUAGGCUGGUCAAGGAGAACCAUGUCUUAUAGGAUUGGGUCCUACAAACGGUCAUUCAAACAGGGCCAGCAUAACCAGAAAUGAAUUACCUUAUUGGAACACAGCAACGCUUUGAUUUCUGACCUGAAUCAUACCUGACCUCAAAAAACAAAACAAAAAUCUUGAGCGUGGACUCAUUGUUUUCCCUAGCCAAACAUCACACAGGUUCAAACAAUGGUGAUGACUAAUAAGAAUACAGCACAUUUCACUCACAUGCAAUUAUAAAGCAGUUAAGGCUGACCCUUAAAGCUCUGACUCAUUUUGGAGCUAGUUAGUAAUAGCUGCCACCCGCUUUGCAAUCUCUCAGGGACCGGCUUCCCCUUCAGAGACGUGCCACAAGCACCUCAUGCAAUUGGUGCUUUUAACCUUCUUUUGUCAUUAUUGUUUGAAGCAGCAGCCAGCCAUCCCCGGUUGGCUACAUUGUAAGCUGGUUCUGAAACUUGCAAGAAGAAGCCUCCAGGGCUGCACAGGAGCUGCUAUUUGGUGGUGGUGGUGGGAGUUGAAAGCCUCAUUGUGCCUGUGUUGGCCAGUGUGCAUGCACAGAAGUGCACACAUAAUGGAGGCUGCUGGCUUUCUUGCCUGAAUUAGGAGGUCCCUUAUAGUGUUUGCUUAAGGUGGCUUUGCAAAGGUCCACAAAGUCUGUUAGCCCACAGUAAAGUAGCCUGCCUGCCCAUGCAUACUCAUCUUAGCCAUUUGUGGAAUACUGAGGGUCAGGGAGGGAGAAGUGAGGAAGAACCAGCUCUCAUCUGCUUCCCUCUAUUUGGUGCCUUGGAGUUGAUUUUUACUCACCACAAGUGACCAGCAGUUUGCAAACAUGAAUUAAUUGAGCUACAAGGCGGAGCUAAGCCUAAGCCUUGCCCCUCAAUAUGCCGCAAUGCCCUGGUCCUUUAUGGAACACCACACUAUUAAAGCAUUACAGAAAGUUCAGUUCGGUUCAGUUUAUUGUGUUUUAGCAAACAGCCAUUACACACAUAGAAAUAAGAAGAACCACAAUUGCUACUAAUUGUGGUUUACAUUUCUACUCCCUGACCUUUAGAGGAUAAAUCAUUUCCUAUACCCCCUUUAAGUUUCGUUACAUGAAUUUGUAGAAUUUCUUAGCAAGAAAUUUGGAUGUUCUAAAGGAUAUAUACGUCUCUGCAUCAGACAACAGAAAGCAGGGCUAUGCAGGAGAUAGCCUUCCCUUCUGCGAUCUUAACAGUGGGUGGAUGUAGUUGUUUCUAAGAUAAAGAGGGCAUUCAAGGAGUACAUGAGUUGUGACUUCUAUUGACAUAGAAUUGCAGCCACAAACUCUGUUCUCCUUAGAAUCUCCUUUAUGUCAGCCCAUCCAAUCUUCUCAUGGAAGGAGGUUUAGUCUUGCCGGCGUAUAGGCUACCCUCCUUUUAACAUCAACCAGAUAGCUUGGCAGGGAUUAAUAGAGUGGUACCUCGGGUUACAUACGCUUCAGGUUACAGACUCUGCUAACCCAGAAAUAGUACCUCGGGUUAAGAACUUUGCUUCAGGAUGAGAACAGAAAUCGUGCUCCAGCAGCGCAGCGGCAGCAGGAGGCCCCAUUAGCUAAAGUGGUGCUUCAGGUUAAGAACAGUUUCAGGUUAAGAACAGACCUCCGGAACGAAUUAAGUACUUAACCCAAGGUACCACUGUACAGUGAAAUGAAGGAAGCAUACAAUUUAUUAGAUUGACAAGUCUUGAUCUCAGCAGUCGAUGAUUGCCUCUUGGUAUCUCUCAGCCUUUGGAGUGUUAGUUCUUUAGCUCUCUCAAAAUCCUGCAUCACAGAAGCAGAAAGAUGUGCUGCUGCUGCUGCUGCUGCUGCAGAAGCAAUAUACUACAGGCAUCGACCAUUUCACACGGGGGGUUCCAUGCCUAGCCCCCAUGUGCAUCAGCGGAACGUGUUCCAUUCCAUUCCAUCUCCAUUCCUCCCUCUUUUGGGUCCAAAAGGACCUGCAUGUCAGCAUCCACACAUCAAUUGGAUGCACCCAUAAUGAUCGCCUCCUGUACUCAACACCAGCUUUUGGAGAGCAACAGCAGGAUAUGGCAGUUGCCUUCAAGCCCUUCUUGUGUGCUUCCUGAAGGCUUCUGACUGAUGAUCUAGCAGGGCUCUUCUUAUGCUCUUAGGGAUGCCUUCUCAAGUGGUGUCCUUCACAUCAUCCAGAGUGACCAUCCCUAAGAAGCAGCCAUUCCUUUAGGCACUUCUGUAUCUUUGUGUUCAGGAAAGAAUGUGUCAUGCUCUAAGAUGACCUACCCACCACCCUUCUCCUUCGCCAGACUAGAUGCAUAAUAUGAGGUGUGUCUUGUUUGCAAACCCUGGCGGCAGAAGGAUGUCCUUUAUACUUGGAAGCACCAUUUUCAAACGUCUUACAAUUGGAGGUCCUGCACAGGUGGAGCACUUAAUGCUAGUUCAUUCAAAUAUAGGCAGAUUUAGAGCUGUCCAUGGCAACUUUUCUUAACAGCGCAGUUUGACUUAGCUUGCAUGUUUCCUACCAGAAUGCUGAUGAGCAGCUCUGAGGGCAAGCAAAGCCACAAUAAACCCACUGUGAGUGGAUUGUGCAUCCUCCUUCUCGGUGACACUGUCACUGCUAAUUUCCUCUUUCAGAUGGCUGAGGCUAAGAAAAGGCCCACAUUUUUAUGAAAGAAAGAAGAAAGUAUGCCAGCACUUGGAGGGGAAAGCAUGCUUGCUUAUCUCUCCAUUUCACUUUGAUGACUCAUGGGGACAUGUACACCCUAGCUGUACUUUCACUCAUCACAAGACCAGACCAGCCACACUGCUUAGUUAACACUAAGCAAAAAGGGAAAAAGCAGUGAUUAUGAUGUGGGCAGUGGUCUUAUAUACUGCAUCCCCCUCUGGGGGAUGCUGCAUAUUUUUGAACGAAGUACAUUGCAUGCCUUGCAGCCUCCCUCCCCAAGGGUCAGGCCACUAUUACCAGAGCUAGGCUGCACAAUUUACCCUUGAUUGUGAAUUCAAGUUAUAUCCCCUUAUAGGAUUGUAUGUUAAUUUAUGUGGGAGGAAGUAAAGAGGUGCAUGUGGGAAUACUGCAGGUGUGAGGAUCAAUGCCUGCUGCUUCCCUCUGGUGACCCAGAAUAUUAUUGAGAAUAAACAGGGCUGGCAUUGGUAUUCAGCAUCGCCAGGCAUCUGGGCAGGGCCCCAGCAGCCCAGCAAGAGCUGUGGUGGCAGCUGGAUCUUGGAACUCCCCAUGCUCAUUUAUUCUCAGUGACCUCAUUGCUCUAGGGAAGUGGCAGCCCACAAAGACCUGGAAUGGUGUUGCAUCAGAGGCAUGAUGGGCAGUGCAGGAUUUACGUAUAAGCUAAACAAGCUAUAGCUUAGGGCCCCACUCUCUUGGGAGCCCCCCAAAAAAUUAAAGGAAAAAAACCUGGAUGUACAUUUCCAAAGUAAAAAACAAAUAAAAUAAAACCUACAUACAGCAACCGUGUUUGGUGUUGUGUAGGCUCCUAUUUGUUAUGUGCAAAUGGCUUUAGAUACCUAUUAGGUCCAUAAAUUACCAUAUAUAUUCAACACACAAAAAACCAGUGAAAAUUUGUUGUUGACAAAGGACAGCUGGACAUAUAAAGGGCCCCAUUACUUUCAGUAGCUUAGGGCCUCAUCAAACCUAAAUCCAGCCCUGAUGUUGGACAGUCACAAUGGUAGGCAGUUUGCAGCUACAAAAGUACCUCGGUUUUUGAACGUCUCUGUUGACGAACAUUUGGGUUUUUGAACACCGUAAACCUGGAAGUAAAUGCUUCAGUUUUCAAACAUGCCUUGGAAGUUGAACAUGCCACACGGCUUCUGCUGAGUGCAAGAUCCCGAGGCCUAGCUGUCAGCUAUUGAGUUUUCUGGUUUUCAAAAGUUUCAGAACUCGAACGGUCUUCCGGAACGGAUUAUGUUCAAAAACAGAGGUACCACUGUGCUUGGCACAUCUCACAGCACUGAUCCUCUAUUGCAAGCAGGUUGGCCAACCGAAAGGCCCACCAGUGUAGACACAGCAGAGAACACUGUGCUGGCAUGGGUCUCAAACCUGGAGCCAGCCUUGAGAACUGAGUCUUCUCCUAUCUGCACAGCUCUAUCCUGGGUUUUGUUUCUUGGACUCGCAGGAAAGUGACAGAACGUUGCCAACAGGCUUCUAUGUAAGUGGAUAGCUUAGUUAUGGAAAAGUCAUAUGGGUAGUGGAAAUCUCAAAUGAAUUCAAUCUUCAUUCCACACCACACAGAUGUUGAGAGUUGAUGCAGUGCCCCAGCUAAGAGGGUGAGCUUUGCAAGUCCAUAGUCAGAAUCUCAGCUCAGCCUUAAAUUUACUGGGUGACCACAGGCAGUCCAUUAUCGUUCAACAUCAACCCUCUUCCUUGUCCUCUGUAAUGGGGGAUAAUAUUGUCUGUCUGUCUUAUAGGGUGCUUGUAAGGGUUAUGAAGUGGAUGCAUGUGCAGUGUUUGGAACAUGGGAUGGAGAGUUUUUCCUAAUCUCCUUGCCUCUCCCUCUCUACACCCUAUGCUCAAAUCUAUCAUUGAGGUCAUUGCUUCAAGCAAAGCUUAAGUCCUGGCCAAGACUGAAGUUCCAAACUCAGCCCCUGUUCCCUCAUACCAGACACAGCCCCCAAGCCCUGAAAAAGGAGGGGGCAAGAAGCAGUGAAUGCCUUUGAAGGCGCAGAUAUGUGUCCAUAAGUCUUCAGUAUAUGGAACCUCUGGCAGUUUCUCUUAGGCCACUUCUAAAUUUAAUCAGAAAAAGUAUCAUUUCUAAGUUCCAAAUGCCUGCUGGAGCAGAGAGAGAGAGAGAAAAAAAGUUAGGUUAUCCUUCCACAUCAUAGGGAUCUCAAACCUGAAAGUGCUGUAGGUUCUCAGUUUGCCAUAUAUCAAUCUUGCGCCUUGAAAAUAACUGACCCUUGCUGUGUUGAUUUGACCACACUACAUAUUAAUGAGAUCAGCAAGCAGCUUAUAAAAAGACACAGUCAUUCUAAGCCUGGCACAGGAAAUGAUGGAAGGAAGCUCUGGGGAACUGGGAGUUUGCAAGUUUGAGAGCUAGCAGCAACUGAAUAAAGCAAUUGUUUUCGGGAGACCUGUGUGUGCACUGCACAUGUAGCAUGUUUAUUUAUGCCCAUCUGCGAAUGAGGCAUAGUGUGUUGAGUUGCACAUUGCGCACUUAAACGAACGUUGCAAUGAUUUAGCUGCUUACCCGCUCCUCCAGGUGGGUGGAUAGGAGUAACAAUUGCUUCUGGGGAAGUGUAACCCUUUUGGCCAUGUCUGGAUUCCUAAGUUACUGCAUCAGCUCUCAAAUACCGUGUGCUGUGGAGUCAUUUGGCAUUUUCGCUAACCGGUGAUUCUUUAGUUAACUACUGUGUCUAUUUAUAUAGAAGCCACUUUCCAUUGUUCAGUCACACUCCUGCUUGACCAAGAAAGAAAACCCAGGAUAGGCCUGUAUAAUAAAUAGAAUAGCCCUGAAUGACUGGGGAUAAGUAUGGCUUUCACACCAACGGCACCCCCUGGUGCACUCAAAUAUGUGAAUGCUGGCCAUUCACUUUUCUAUGGAAGAGUAGAGAGCUGCAUUUAAAGAGACUGGCCUCUAUGCCUGUCCUCUUUCCAUGUGAACAAGCUGCAUGACCCUCAGUGUGGUACAAGGUUCUGUUCUGAAUGCACACACACACACACACAGAGAGAGAGAGAGAGAGAGAGAGAGAGAGAGAGAGAGAUGUGCAGGAACAGUACCUGCCACAAUGAGUGGCCUGGCAAGCUGCAAUGUAGUCAUAGAAUCAUAGAAUUGCAGAGUUUGAAGGAAUUCAGAAAGUAAAGAACUGUGGAUUCUUCAUUCGUCUGCUAUAGCCAGUGUGGUGUAGUGGUUAAGAGCGGUAGACUCGUAAUCUGGGGAACUGGGUUCGAUUCCCCACUCCUCCACAUGCAGCUGCUGGGUGACCCUGGGCUAGUCACACUUCUCUGAAGUCUCUCAGCCUCACUCACCUCACAGAGUGUUUGUUGUGGGGGAGGAAGGGGAGGAAGGGAAAGGAGAAUGUUAGCCGCUUUGAGACUCCUUCGAGUAGUGAUAAAGUGGGAUAUUAAAUCCAAACUCUUCUUCUUCUAUAUAUAUAAACAAUAUCCACUUAGUCCAAUCCAAUAUAAUAACACGCAACAAAGUCACUUUCUGUGAACAAACAUUACCUUCAAACCUCAAUUCCAAAUAUCAUUAUUUCUUUUUCAGGCAGGGCUCUUCUUGGGUUCUUACAACAGCUUUCCUUAACUAAUAUUUUCAUAUCUGCCCUAUUCUUUUGACUCUUUAAUUGGUUUUAACAGAGUUUGACUUUGUAUUUAUCAACUGUUGUGACCCGCUUUGAGAUCUCAUUGUGGAGGGUGCGUAAUUAUUUCAAUAAUAAUAAUUGAUCAUUAUGCACAAUCUUCACUCAUCUCUGUCGACAACAUGGACUGAUGCAGGGUUUAAUGAAAUGCUCUGCAUGUUCUGGACUACAGGGAUUAGAAGUGCUAAAACAUCAUUUCUGGUCCCUAUAUUUAUGGCUGUCUGGAUCUGCUCCCAGAUCCACUAUAUUCCAGGGCAUGGCAGAACGAUGGAGCUCUGGUAUGUGGGGGCGAGGAGAAUAAUAAGGCAAUGGAGGAACAUGUAGACUCCCUUUCCAAGGCCAGACAUAUAAUGCUAUCAUCACCGUGGAUAGAUAUGCAAAGCCGUGACACUAGGCAGCAUGAGAUUUAUUUAUUUUUUACCUUUUUGUUGUGGCCUCUAGUGUACUUGGCAGCAAGGAAAAGCUUUCCUGUAAUGCAGCCAGCAAGUGUCAGAAGGAGAACGGGGGAAUCCCAGAAAAAUAUUGCAAAACUUUGGGGGAGGGGGGUCUUAUUAUGAAGACAAACAUAUUUUUUUAAAAAAAGAGUGGCCGUGGAAACUGUGUUGCCAUAGCUGAAAGAGAAUCACUGAGACAGGGUGGAAUCCAGUGUUUUGGAAGGUCUCCCCGCAUGACACAUGGUUUUGGAAUUUUGCAGCUGGUAAGCAAGCCCUCAUUAACAAAGGCAGCUACUACUGGCCUAGAUUCCCUGGCUAGCUUUCCACUAUGGGGGCGCCUAGAAACAAGCCUGUCUGUGAUUACCCAGCUUUGCAACGUGUUUGUUUAAAGACAAUGAUUGCUUUUUAAUUCAUUUGUCUUGGAACGGACAAAAGGCAGAGGCAGGGAGAGGGACCAUCUUCUAUCACCUGUUGAAAGCUAAUUGAUCACAUUAAAAAACCUGGCACAAGGAUUGGAAUUCCCUCUUCUCCCACUUAGUCAUCCCAUCCUGGUGUGACUCAUUUUAUUACAUGGAGGUUCCCAGUGGUUUUAUUUUGAGUGGAGCUUUUGUUUCGUGAAGUGUUGGUGCGUUUUAUUCUUUAGAUUUCCAUCUAUUUCCAUGAAUUGGCAAAAAGACAUUAGUCAAAAGCAAUGCUGGAACUGCAUUGGCCCCUGCUGUUUCACUACUCAGCUACUGUUGUUAUGUUUCGUGGUGGCUUUAGCUGAAUUUUUCAAACAAACGGCUGAGGGAGGAAGCCCCUUUAAACUUGUUCUCUUGGUGCAAAAUGUCAGUUUUGGGGCUGGGCUACAACUUGGAUGACUAACGCCCCUGGCCCUUUCCCAACCAUAUCUUGACAUACAUCUUUGGCCUCCAUGAAUCAUCGUUGACUUCUCUCUCAGUGAAAUUAAAACAUUGGCCGCAGCUCAACAUCAGACCAGCUUAAUUGGCUAUAAUGGGCCAGUCUCUUGACCUACAUGAAUCAAACAAGCCCACCUCAGGACCCAGUCCUUCUGAAGAAAUAAAACAGUCUGUUGGCUCACCAACAUCAAAUUCUUUUAAGCUGCGGUAGCUUCUCUAAAGUUACAGAGUUACUUCUUGUAGGGCAAGCAAGAAGGGGAACAUAAGAACUGCUAUGCUGGAUCAAAUAAAAAUUCUGUGCAGUCCGGAACAUCUGCCUUCCACAACCUCCACUCUCGGAAAUGUAAGAAUCAGAGCAUGAUGGAUAUGAACAACUCUGUUCAUGCAUCAUGGACGGCUAAUUGCACCUAACUGGUGACUCUGGGUAGAGAUUCACAUCUUUAUAUGAACUGAAAGAUGCAACCACCUUCUGGGUAGUGGUGCCUGCCCUGUGGAAUGCCCUCCCAUCAGAUGUCAAGGAAAUAAACAACUAUCUGACUUUUAGAAGACAUCUGAAGGCAGCCCUGUUUAGGGAAGUUUUUAAUGUUUUAUUGCUUUAUUAUUAUUAUUAUUAUUAUUAUUCUGUUGCGAGCCACCCAGAGUGGCUGGGGAAACCCAGCCAGAUGUGUGGGGUAGAAAUAAAAAAAUAUUAUUAUUAUUAUUAUUAUUAUUAUUAUUAUCCAGCCAGUUCAGUGGGGCCUGGAUAAGGCUUGCAAUGAAGGUGAAUGUAAGAAUCGACUGUGCACCCAAGAGACUGAUUUUGUAUAAGGCUCAUAAGAAAGUUGUCUUGCGCUGAGUCAGACCAUUAGGUCAGACCAAAUUCUGUAAUUCCUGCUGAUGUGACUCAGAGGAAUUUCAUCAGCUGCAGUUGACAUUUCUCCCUCAAAGAUGACUGAAGUCUUGCUCACACUUUGUGGUACCACGCUGUCGCCCUGAUCCUAAACCCCCAUAUAGUUUCACAGGUGUUUGUGUGUGUGGAAUUGCGUGUCCAAAAUUACCCAGGCUUCACUGUGGAAAGAUAGAAAUGCCUUCAAGUUGUGGAGCAAAAGUACUGAUGCAUUUGGAGAGUAGCUAAGGUAUGUUUCAAGGUGAGUUAAGGCCAGCUCUGAAAUCUGGUGGCAAAACAGCUGGUCUGCCAUUCCCCAUCUCUACUACCGCUCUUCAAAAUACUUCAUAGUCUGUUACUGUUACCUUUGCAACAUCUAUGUUCACCAUUACUCCCAUUUCAUAGAUGAGGAAUUGAGGCCAAGAAGAUGGGCCGCAAGCCAGUUUAACUAAGCACCAGUUGGGAGCCUUGCCAGUGGCUUUUGUGAGAGGUGGAUUGUAUCCAUAGCAAAUUUUGGUCCAGGGCCAUAGAGGAAGACUCUGGCAGAGGUGGGACUUGGACCCAGAUUGGUCUCCCUCAUUGAGGCUCCGAUUUGUAUUGUUUGGAGCAGAUGUGCUAUUGGAAGCUGCAAGCAGACAGCUCCUCCACAAUGCGUUCAGUAAACGUUACUUACUUUGGACAUUUCAUUUGACAGCCUGUCAAGUCUCUGCUGUGAAAACCUCAGAGUGAGCUUGCGAGAAAUGCAACGAGAAUUUCCCAAACCUCCCAGUCCAUCUCUCAUGCCAGCUCAGCUAAGCUGCGGCAGAACCUACGUUUUUACUGCCAUUUCACAAACCCGUAGUAAUGAGUAAGGGACCGUGAGCAAUGUGUACAGGCUCGGCGGACCCUUUAAUUGGCUAAUUAAGCCAAACAACUCUGAGGGUACUGUAGCAGAUCAAGCAGGAUUUACCUAAUGCAGACUGACAUCUUGACUUCCCUCAGAGUUUGGCACAAAACUUGUGGUCCGAUCACAGCUCGGGAUAGACGGGAUAGAAUUACACUUUUUCUUAAAAACUCCUUUCUUUCUGUAGAGAGUUGCUGACACCAUCAGAUCUGGUGCUGGAGCUUAAUUUCAUAUUAAGUCUCCCGGUGCCAAAAUACGUUGCUAUACUGUAGUAUGGAGUUAGAAGUGUUGCCCAACAAAGGCUGGCUUGACGUGUACUUAGCGUGCCACAGUCUGAUUUUUUGGGUAGGUAUAAUGGUUCUCACCACACUUACAAGUGUGCCUUGUGUGUUCCAAGUAUAUAUUCCAGUAAUGCACAUCUGAAAGACAGACAUGAGUUCCAUGCAUAUCAAAACCCAGGGGCUUUUAGGGCAUAUCCAUACCACAAACCUACAAUGGGUUUAGAACACAUUUGUCCACCAGUUAUAUCUAUAUUCUAUUUUUUAGCUAAGAUUGGCUCUCAGAUUGGCUUGCAAUUAAAAUCCAUACAAAGGACACAAUCAAAACAUUUCUACAUAAUUCAUAAGAUCCAAAAUAAAGAUACAAAAAAUCAACAAUGGUAACCCUCUAAACAAUAUCCAAGCCCAAGAGUCUGUUCAGCAGCAUCAGCCUUCGUAGUUGGAGUCAGUCUGGGUCCUGCCAGGUGGGAAAAGGCCUGCAAGGCAGGGAGAAGUUCUACUAGGAUUUAUAGCUAAGAUGAAUAUAUCAUUGUUAUAUUGGCUGUCAUAUUGUGGUACUGAUUUUCCUUCUAGCUAAUUUGGGUUUCCUUUUGGGAAAGAAAAGCAGGUUAUACGUGGAACGAAAGGUCCCAGCCCACACAAGCAUCCCAUCUGCUUAUUUUAUACCAGUCUGAUGUCAUUUGUUUAUUUCAACUUUUUGUACCCAAAUUUCCCCCAGUCCCUCGGGGUGGCUCACAUCACCACUUAAAUUUACAACAGCUACAACAUCCCACUUUCUACAUGCAGUAGAAGCAAGCAAACGAAUUAGUCAGCCAUAUACCUUGAAACAAAAAUCUGAAUGGCAGCAAAAUAAGAACCAAAGAACAGGAGUGUCUAGACAAAUCUCUUUGGAGGAAAGGACACAAGGAAUUGCCUUAUAUUAAGUCAGGCCACUGAUCUGUUAAGCUCAGUACUGUUUGUACUGACAGUAGUUCUCUGGGGUUUCAGAGAUGGAAUCUUUCCUGAAAAUGCGUGGGAUUGAACCCAGCACCUUCUGCAUGCAAAGCAGAUUCUGUACCACUGACCUGUGGCCCUUCCCCAAAGGGGAACUACAGAAAGGGGUUCUUAAUAAUAAUAAUAAUAAUAAUAAUUUUUUAUUUAUAUCCCGCCCUCCCCAGCAGAAGCCGGGCUCAGAACAUUAAAAUGAUACAACAUUCUAAAAUCAUUUCAUUAUAAAAUCAGUUCAAAUCAGAUUAAUUGCAACCAUUGGGCUAGAGUUCUGUGAGGAUUGCCAAAGAAGGGGGUCAGGCUGUGCCCUGGUGGAACAGCUCUGUCUUGCAGGCCCUGCGGAAAGAUGUCAAGUCCCACAGGGCCCUAGUCUCUUGUGACAGAGCGUUUCACCAGAUUGGAGCCGCAGCCGAAAAAGCCCUGGCUCUGGUUGAGGCCAGCCUAACCUCUCUGUGGCCCAGGACCUCCAAGAUGUUUUUGUUUGAAGACCAUAAGGUCCUCUGUGGGGCAUACCGGGUGAGGCGGUCCCGUAGGUGCGAGGGUCCUAGGCCAUAUAGGGCUUUAAAGGUUAAAACCAGCACCUUAAACCUGAUCCUGUACACCACCGGGACCCAGUGCAGCUGGUAUAGCACCGGGUGAAUGCGAUCCCGCAGCAAGGACCCUGAAAGGAGUCUCGCCGCGGCAUUCUGCACCCGCUGAAGUUUCUGGGUCAGUCUCAAGGGCAGCCCCACGUAGAGCGACUUAAAAUAAUCCAGUUUGGAGGUGACCGUUGUGUGGAUCACAGUGGCUAGGUCAGGGCGAGAGAGAUAAGGAGCCAACUGCUUAGCUUGGCGGAGAUGAAAAAAUGCCGCCUUUGUUAUAGCUGCAAUCUGCGCCUCCAUGGAAAGGAGCCUCUUCUCCUUCAUAUUAAUAAUUGGUGUUCUCAUAGCUACUCCCCACCCCCAAGAAUCCUAGCAAUUGCAUUGUGAUGAGAGUGCUGAGAAUUCUGUUAGAGGUUACUUGCCUCUCCUUACAGAGUUACAGUUCCCUGGGAAGAAGGAAGGGCUCUUAAACCAAUUUGUCUAUUCUGUGCAAGUCAGCCUUAGGUUUUGUAACAGAUAAAUCCUAGCUACUUUGUCGAUGAUGCAUCAUAUCAGCCAAAAUUGCUUUGCAAGAAUAUGUACGUUAGGGAGAAUUGCUUACAAAAACGUGUGUAUUAGGAGAAAUUGAGACCCAAAUGCUGAUGAAUUUCCACGAGGACUUUCUUAAAAAAACAAUUCCACCAACUGAUUGGGAAGCGUGGAGACCUGCCUUGGAAUGGGUGUUUCCCAUACUUGGGUCUCCAGCUGUUUUUGAACUACUAUUCCCAUCAUCCUUGACCACUGGUCCUGCUAGCUGGGGAUGAUGGGAGUUGUAGUCCCCAGCUGGAGACCCACAUUUUGGAAAUACCGGUCUAAGUAAACCAUGUCGUCCAAGAAUGCCUACAGCUAUCUCACUGUGACCCUCUCUACCACCUUCCUUAGGAAGGAGAUGCCUGCAAAUGAUCAGUACUUAGUCCAAACAAAAGGGCCCAGGGCCAGUUUCUUUAGGAGUGACCAUAUCACCGCCUCUUCCAAGGGGACAGGGGCCACCCACUCAUGCAGUGAGUCAUUGCCCGUGCUCUAGAAAUAACCAGUCAGACCCCCUCUGUUGAUAAGCCAAGAGUGACAGGCAUCAAGAGAGCACGUGGUUGAGUGUAUAGCCGCAAGCCCUUUGUCCACAUCAUCAGGCUGCAGAAACUGAUUCCACAGCACAAUCACACACUGUGGCACUGGGUACUUCAGUUAUAGCUGCAAAAACUACAAGUAAAGCUGACAGUUUUACAGAAAAGGAAACAGAAGAACCCAAGCUGGAGAAUGUAGGAAAGUCCUGAUCAGUGACGCCCAAAGGAUAACUCUUUAGGCCCCUUGCACAUAGAUUGCAAAGGUGGAUGAGUUUGUAGUAGGGUGCAAAGCCUCAUCCCAUUGCCCAGAGAAACUUUGUGUUCAGCAAAUUUGUAUCCCACCUUAAACAGAGGUUGCUAAGUGGCUCACCUGACAAUAUAAUAAUCCGAAUAAUCUGAAACAGGCAGCUGGCUAUCAGCAAUGCCAGAAUUUUAAACCACUGCAUAAAACUCUUCUUUAAAAAAAUCACCCCAUUUCCUUCCAAGCAGCAGUUUAGUAGUAGCCAGAAGAAAAAAAUGUAACACCACAUUUUAGCAACAACAGAAACAGAAUUUGUUUCUUAAAUUCAUAGGUCCCAAUUCAUAAAAUCCUUUAAAUGUCAAAAGGUUAAAUGGGGCCUGGGAGUUAAUUGAAUAAAAAUUGAAUAAAUAACAUAAGACACAUUUUUAAAAAAUGUAAUAAACAAUAUCUGAAAUAUUAAGCACUAAAUUCACACCUAUUUCACUUUCCCCUGCCUAGCAGCUGCUGCUUCACAACAAACAAUAGGUGACAGGGUGGCCAUUUUGCUCUCUCUCCCAGCAAAACAACACUGAUUUCUUAAAUUUAUUCUAGCCUCGUCUAUUUUGCCAUAAACUCGCAGCAGUGCUAAUAUUCAGAGAUGUUAAGGGAAAAGCAAAUAUUGACUAUCUAAAAUUAGGACUUGUACACUCAAGAUUAUAAAAGCAAAGCAGCAAGCCAGAUGGAACAUUGUAUUUAAGCAGAAAGGUCAGUACAAUUGCUGCGAGGUGUUUACUUUUUAUAUGAGGGUACCAUAUUUGAAGAAGCAGAUUUGUCCCAGGCAACAAAUUUGCUAGGGAAACAUUUGCCGGCUAUGCUCAUUGAUGCAUCCGUGUAGAAUUAUCUGCCAUUAUCAUUAGAAGCUUGUACCAUAAAUCAAUGAAAAAAUAAUCAAUUAAGGGGUGUGUGUGUCAUUCCAUAAACCAAUGAAAACCUCAUCCAUUGUGUAUGUGUGGGGGGGUGUCAUUUCAUCUAUCUUGAUCAUACACCUCCUGUGGACUUUGGGGUUAAUCUAAACGUCAUCUGGUUAUGCUCAACAUUUUUGAUUCACAAGGUUUUAUUAGUGCCAUCCCAGGGGCUUGGUCAGUAAAUGAAAUCAAAUGUUUCUGUGGCUUUAGAAUGAUUCACUGGUCUCUUGAGUACUGAAUCUGAUUUUGCAGGCGGUGGCUGGUUGGUGUUAGAUCUGUGCUUGUGACUAUGUUUGUAAGGCUGAGUGUUCACAUUCUGCAGACUAAAGUUGCAACGAGGUGGUAAAUUUAUUUGCAAGGUUUAAAACACAGAGAAGGAGUAGUAUUGAAAAACUGAAUCUUCUGCCUGUAGCCUAAAGUGGUUCGAUCCAGUCUCAUUUCAGGAUUAUAUCUUUUUAUUCUAUGGCAUGUGUCAUUCAGGACAACUCCUUCCCAAAAUACCUAGGGGGACCUACUUUUCCCUCUUCCUUCCAACUUCCCCUCAAAGCCCAACUUUUCUGUAAAGCAUGUGGGAUAAUCACCUCUUAGUCCCCAUCUCCAAUUAAAAUGCAGCAGCGUUUGGUUGCCGUUCCUUUUUUUUACCCUUGCUUCGGCUAUCUUGGGCACUGUUGAAAUGUAGAAUGCAAGCUCCUUGGGGGCAGAGACCUGUCCAAUACACACACACACCCAUUCAUGUUUACUAUGUGAAACCUGGUCCAUAGGUGCAUUAUAAAGCAAUAGUAAUUGUCCCACGCAGAAGGAGAAUAAAUUAUGCAAAGCAAGUAAGUGCAAGCAAAGGUUGCAGAAUUUUCAGGACAUGGGUUGCAGAAUUCAGCUACCGGUAAUGUCGGCACAGAGUUAUGCUAUUCUCGCCAUCAUCAUCCUGGGUUUAAAUGUCUGCCCAAUGUUUAGUCUGUUGUGUUGCUGUCUAGGUCACCUUGACUUAGCUGAAUGUGUGCGGCAACACUGUAAUUAACCUGUUUCAAAAGCUAACUGUUCACUUGGGAUGAGCAGCUGCUGUGCUUGCCCUGGGUGGUUUGGUAGCGAUGCAGCAAAACAUUAUUAAAAUUUGGAAACCUUACAUAUUAGCUGACUUCAGAAACAAUGGAGUACUUUGUGCCUGUGGGGAACCCCCUGUUAGGAAGGGCCGGGGUGUAAACUGCAGUCACAACGGGGGUAGUCCCAGAGGUCCUUCUGACUCAGACACAUCUGAGUCAUCACUCUUCUUCUGCCUCCCCCUUCCCUCUCUUCUCCACCAAUCCCAAGGGGCAAUGAUUAUACUCCAGGCUUUCAACAAUACUGAAAUGACUUGCAUGUUUCUUCUUUUGAAUUGGUCAUUCCAGAUCAUCAAACUAAACCCUUUUUCCUUACCACUCUCUAGAAAACACCCAUACUUAUUUCAUGUUAUCCAGAGUGAGCUCUGAAACCUUUUGCUGGCUUAACUCAGAGAGGAACCCCCCAGUACCAUAAAUACCUCUGUGACACCUGUCAGGUGCUGCUUGCCUCCUAAGCUAUCCUGCAGGGACUGGAGAAAUUGCAGGUACUUGACGUCAUCCCACAGAGCAACAAUUAAAGGAACAGAAGUAUCAGCUAAUGAGUCCAUCCUGUCAAAGCCAUUCCCACCCCCCCAAAGCGGUGCAGUGCAACACAGUCUCCCUGUGACUCUCUUGCCUCUCCCUGCUCCAGGGCAAACUCCUGCCUCACUGUUUCCUUUCUGCAAAUUCUUAGAAACAGCAGAGGUGGUAGUAAAUUUGUAUCUGGCCUGCACCACUUCAGAACUGCAGGCGAAUGUCUGCAUGAAUGCUCCCGCACACAAAUAAUUAUUUGCCCAUAGAAAAUUAGCGUAAAUAGGGAGGCGGCCAGGCUGAACCUUUCCUCCCAGAUGCCUUAAAAAAAAAAGGGAAUUUUGUCUCAUAUGGUCAGGCAAUGUCCCAUCUGCAGCCUGAAGCGAUUCAGUGCAGAAACGAAUUAAUUGCUUCUGGCACAGCCUGGUUUGAAGCAAGUUUCUAAUCUGGGAAUAGAAAUCUCUUUCUGAGAACUAGCUCCUCGUUGUCGCGGUUGAGAAUUAAGCGUGCAUAACUAUGGAUGCUUAUAUAUCCACCUCUGCCGGAUUCCAUCUCAGAUACUGAAGUUCCGCUUCACCAGAUAAAGAUAAAUUUACUAGUGCUGUGAUGCAAGCACUGACCUCAUCAGAGGCGAGGCAGGCCGCUCAGCAAGUCUUUUACUCUGACAGAGCAGGAGAUGUUCUGGUUGUACUGGGGCUUCUGUGAUGGGGUCCUCCAAGCCAGAGGACAUCAAUGUGACAUUCUCAGGCCAGAGGAACACUGGUGCCACAGGCUCUUCUGAUGGAUGUCUUUCUGGAGUUGACCCUUCAUGCACUUCCGCUUCUGAGUUCUCAAUCUGAUGCCCUGAAAGAGGAAGAACAGUGCUUUCUCUACCUACUAUGGUCCUAACAACCCCCUCUCCCAGCACCCAUUAGGUCUAGAAGGCAAUCUCCCAGAGCCACUGAUGGAGGCCUACCUUUCAGCUUGAACAGCCACCACAGAAAAGACAGUCUUCAUUGGUGCAGCGUCAGAGGUGGAAAGGACUAGCCCCACAUAUCAUGUGCUGCAGUCCUGGCAAAUACCAGCAUGUCCCUGUGGUAGCUAUUCAUAGUUCUUUUUUUAAAAAAAACAACAACAACCGUGGCACAUCAGGAGACAUGAUUAGCAUCCCAUCUCGUUUGGCCCUUAGUCUCUUGUAUAAACAUAUAAUUUCCAGAAUUUGAGAAUCAGCACAGCCUGACAGAAAAUGCUAGACUUGGAUCCAGAAGUUGCCAGCUGAAAUCAUUGUUUAGCCAUAGACUUAUCCUAAAUCCAGCACUGUGCAGUUUAAUUGUGCUGUUUAAUACCAAUUUGUCCAUUUGCUUUAACUUGAAAUGUAAAUUAUUUCCAACAGCAGUCUUACAGUUCACUGUUGAAUGCCUGACGCCUGCUACCUUAAAGCAUUGUUGCAUUUUAGUUUUUCCCCCUCCGUUAUUAAGCAACCUACAUAUGCAAUCAUGCAUUACUUAUACGUUGAAUAUUUUGUCUGGUUGGGCUUUACCUUGUGAUCACUGGACACUGCACAAUGGUAAAAACCAAAGCAAACAGAAAGCCAAGCAAACCAGGACUGGUUUUGCAGUUUUAUUUUUUUGCCUUUGGACAGUCAUUUGACAUAUGCAAAAUGGGAAAUAAUUGACCAGGUGGCACUAUCGUUGAGAAGGAACAAAGGCUUUGAAUGAGCCACACACUAAGAAGAUGAAUUGUUUUUUAAAAGGCAAAUGGUUUUCUUGGGAGCAUUAAUAGAAUUGGGUAGGUAGAAGGUGAUUUUCCAUUCCGUUUAGCACUAAGCCAGCUCUUUGCAUGAAUGUACCUGGGUGCAAUCCAGGGAAGUUUAAGCAUGUUUUAAGUGCCAGUGAAAUAGCUGUGUAAGUUGUGAAGACUGCACCUAAUAUGCUGACGAAGAAGAGAGGAAGGAAAGAACCUGGUGUAGGGUCUUAAGAGCAACAAGGAAAGGGCUGGAGGAACUAGGAAAAUUUUAGCUCAAGGAAAAGACCAGAGUGUGUGGGAACAUAAUAGCAAUUUGAAUAUUUGUAAAAGGGCUGCUCAAAGCAGGAUGCUGAUCGUGGGUUUUCUUUCUUUCUUUCUUUCUUUCUUUCUUUCUUUCUUUCUUUCUUUCUUUCUUUGACACUCCACUGAGAGUGGACCAAGAUAUGAAUAACUGAAAAACUGGUGAGGAAAUCUGUGACUUGGGUAGCAGAUCUUCCAGGAAACACUUGUUAGUAGAAGCCUUUGAAAAAGCUUGGCAGAAGCAGCGAAACUCCAGCAAGCACAUUUUUGUUGUUAUUAAUCUCUGCUGUUGUUAUGGAAAUGCUUAGGGUGGGUGGCCAUUAAACGUAUUUGCAAUCAUUUAUUUAUGAAAAUUUUGCUACCACUCCAAGUAGUCAAAGGUUUAUAUUUUCACAGCUGAGCCAAAGCCUUGGCCAGUGUUGGUGAGUUGGUAGGGUGACCAACCUUAUGUAUGUUUGUCCAUUGUAUUUUGUGGGGCUUACUUUCAGGUAAAUGAGCAUAGGACUGCAACCUGAAUCUUGAUGUUCUGCAGCGUUUGAAUCCUACCUUUGCCAGGAGGUCACUAGGCAAACUGCUAUGCUCUCAGGCUUAGCCUUCCACUUGUAAUGUAGGGAGAUCUCGUUUUGCAAAGUUGUUGUAAGAAUGACAGCAAGAGAACGCAUACAAAAUACAGUGGUACCUCGGGUUAAGAACUUAAUUCGUUCCGGAGGUCUGUUCUUAACCUGAAACUGUUCUUAACCUGAAGCACCACUUUAGCUAAUGGGGCCUCCUCCUGCUGCCACACCGCUGAAGCACGAUUUCUGUUCUCAUCCUGAAGCAAAGUUCUUAACCCGAGGUACUAUUUCUGGGUUAGCGGAGUCUGUAACCUGAAGCGUCUGUAACCUGAAGCGUAUGUAACCCGAGGUACCACUGUACUUUGGACAUGUUAUGGUGCUGUAGUGGUGAGGAAGAGCGUCACCCCCUUUUUUCAUGCUUGACUUAAUAUUUCUUUCAGAUGGGCAACAGAUUUGGGAGAUGGAAGCCACCGUGGACAAAGAUAAGAGCCAACCUGUAAGUAGUGGGCACUCAGCACAUUCUCCCACUUCUCCUUCAGGUACCAGGUUUCAUUCUGUAGCAGCAGAAAUGCCUCUGAACACACAAAGGCUGCAAUCCAGUUGGAACUGGGUGCAUUGUUGCAGACAUUGGGAUCAGUGGAAUAAUUUUGUUUACUCAUUAGAGUACUUGCACAGGCUGCCUUUUAGCAAACGGUUCUCAAAGUGGUUAACAAAAGCAUGUUUCGAUAAAGCUUAGGCACUCUGUUUUGGAUUGUAGCCUAAGCACACAUGUUGUGGCCUUAGUGUGUUUCCUCAUGGUUGGGUUCGCUAUUAAGCAUAUUCACGAAACACUGGUCAGACUCGUAUAGGCUGUGAUCUUGCAAAACAGAGAUGUGUGCAGUUUCCCCACUGCUGGCCACUUAAAUCCAGCACCUCUCUACUGUGUUAUCCAAACGUUCUUGCCCAGUUACUAGUAAUGGAACUUCACAUUCUCCUGGGUUUCUGCAGUGGUAACUCUUCCCUACUUCUAGGUAGCUAGAAUCUAAGCAAGAGCUAGAGGUCAGUGAGAAUCUACCCAAAAGUAGGUGCAGUCUACAUGAAAACAGAACUUCCCAAGGGUAGAACUUAUUUGCCACCAGCAUGUAAAGGAAAAAAUGUCAGGCAAAAUAUACAAGGCAAGUUAAUAGAAACAGGGGAAACUGGAUAAUUUGUCAGGGCAGGAUGGUUGUCUUAAGGUUAGAUUAUGGCUAUAGUAAGGAAGGAAGCGUGCUUCAGAUUUUCUGCAAGAUCGGCUACAUCGUAACUGGAAAAGCAAUACUCCUAGUACAUCCCAUGACAAAUGUAUUAACAAAGGGUACUGAUAUAAACAGAGUGCCUUCUAAUAUCAUAUUACUGUAUCUUCCCCACACCCAUUUUAAAAAUUACUUUCAGAAUAUGCUUUUCGUGGAGAUACCAGAAUAUCGGAAUAAGCACAUUCGUUCUCCCAUCAAGGUGAAUUUCUAUGUGAUCAAUGGAAAACGGAAAAAAAGCCAGCCACAACAUUUUACCUAUCACCCAGGUAAUUAUUUAUGAAAAGGAAUGGAAUAUGGCACAAUAUUUGGCAAUUAAAUAUUAUUUAUCUUUUAUCUAUCUAUCAUCUAUCUAUCGAUCCUGCUGAACCAGAAUUAUCAAGCAUUCUGAGAUGCUAUCUUUUAGCCAGCAUUACAGUUAACACAGCUCAAACCAUCUCUGAAUCAAUGAAUUCUAAAUGCAACAUCCUAGGCUACAAAUAAAGCUGUACAAUAAAUCCCUACAGCUUCUUUCUUCACACCUACAUGGUUCUAGACUUACACAUUUUAACACAGAGAGCAGUUUUCAUGGCCAGCACCAAUUUAUUUUAAAACAUGCAUAUCACUUUAUUUUAUUAUUUCAAAAGUUUGUAUACAGCUUAAUCAUGGUUAUCUUCAAGUAGUGUACAGAAGAAGAGAUUCAGAAUUAAAUAUAUUUCGUUGAAUGCUGCCCUAUAUCUCGCACAAGGGAACUUUUCCUCUUCUUCUCCCCCUGUACAUGCCCCCACAUCUGUCCCCGACCUGUUCUGGAGGGUUGGGGAACCUCAGAACAGAUUUAGGGCACAUGUGGGGGGAGAAAAGAGGGAAAACAUUCUGUUGCCCAAGGAGAAUUCUUCAGAAUUCCACUUUUUCUAGGCUGGGUAUAUAGAUGGCCAUGGUGCGGAAGUGAAAUAUAACAAAUUCUCCAAUUUUACAGCUAGGGAACUGUCACUAAGAUGGUGGCUUGUCCAAGAGCACUCAGUGAAUUUCUGGCUGGCCAGGUUCAAUGCAGUCUCCAUCAGGCUACACUGUGGGGCUCAGGUCUGUGCAGUUUUUGGAAUGAACUAGUGUGAUUUAAUGAAGUUCAGCAGAUUAGUUCAGAAGUCUCUGAACUACACCAUAAAGUAGUUCCCACGAUUGUCAGGGGAACUUAACAUGAAUUAAGUCCAUUUUGCGGUAGAACGUUGAGCAAUUUCUAGUUCUGGUUCAUUCUCCUACCGGUGUUUUUGACUCUUUGUCUCUUUGUGUCUUUAAGCUUCAAAAUUGUAAUUGUUGGGAGGAAUAAAUUAAGCAAUUCACAUUCUACAGUUUUGAUGUUUUCUUAGCCUCCUUAAAUAUACUGUAUACUUCUGCACAGCAACUUGUAACAUUCUGAAUACUGAAUAUUUUCUGCCAAGGAUCCUUUGGUGAACUUGAAUUGAACUGUGAACUGUAUAAAGAGACAAAUGUGAACUGGAAAUGUUGAAUGCUGGGAUAGCUCAGUCAGAAGAGCAUGAGAAUCUUAAUUUGAGGGUUGUGGGUUUGAGCCCCACGUUGGGCAAAGGAUUCCUGCAUUCCAGGGGCUUGGACUAAAGGACCCUUGUUGAUGCCCUCUAAUGCUACAAUUCUAUUAUUCUAUGAACCUGCGAGUCCAUGAAAUAGAUAUACUUCCUUUUUAAAAUGAACUUUCCAAGCUAUGGGUCUGUGAUGGCCCAUUCACACAUUCAAGCCAUCGCUUGGUGUUGCAGCAGCAGACAAGUGCUAACAUGAAUAUGUGAACCAGAGCUAAGACUGGGAGAAAAUGUGCAGUGUGUUGGUUGUUAGUACUCAUUCUUCUCUCUCCUCUUAACCGUUUCCUAGACGUUUGUUUAGAGCUAUGUCCUUUGUGCCCUUUGUUCCAGUGCCUUCCAUAAAAACAGAGCCCAUUGAUGACUAUGAUCCAGCUUUAAUCUGCAACACAGUACACAGUGGUCUAGGAACAGUAACACAGCCUUAUUAUUCCCACCAUACAAUGGUCUCUGAGUCUCCUUCCUGUCUUGUGGCCACGAUGGCUUCUUGCCAGCAGUUGCGUUCCAGCCUGUCUUCUCCUGAAUCUCGAUAUCCUCAACAAACCCCAGGGGCUGUAAUAUACCAAAGAAGCAAGAGUCUCAGUCCUAGCCACCUGGGCUACCAGCAAUCCAGCUUGAUGGCCGCACAAGUUUCCAUUCCAGAUGUGCACAGGUCUGUGCUGGUGCACACAGGCUCUCCCAGCCAAAGUGCAGCAGUGCUCCACCAUUCUCCAGCCAAUCAGCAGUCUUCCCCCGUGAUUCACUGCUCUCCCACCACCAAUCAGCAGCUGAGGUGUGAAAGCCAUCAAGAAUUCCAGCACAUCAUGUGUAGUGAAAAUUUCACAUCUAGCGGAGUGAGAUCCAGCCAACCUCAGGUCAGCCAAGCACAAAGGUUAAGCCCAAUUUCGUACCCUACCGUGAUUCAGCAGCAGAGAACAGCCAAAAAUGGACCGCCAGUAAGCGAUCAGAAGGAAGCAGUGCCAGCUGGAGUCACGGUUAAACAGGAACAGAAUCUUGACCAAGCGUAUUUGGAUGAUGGUAAGCACGCUAAUUUAAACAUACCCUGUUUAUCCAGUCUGCACCUCUGUAUGAAAGUGGUGUGAUGACCAUUUUUGUAGGGUUCAACUCUAUGGUUUGGAAAGUGUGUGUGUGUGUGUGUGUGUGUGUGUGUGUGUGUGUGUUUCAAUACAAAAUCUUUCAUUUAUUGAAUUUUAAAAGCUGGCAGUGUUCUUUAAGGUCUGGAAAUUUGUUUAAUUCUCUUUGGAAAACAUUUGCAUUAGCAUCAGAUGCUUUAAAUUUAUGAGGCAUAUUUUUUGCAGUUUCACAAACAAAUCUUUGAGCUGGAAUUCAGAAAUGUACACUUAACACCUGAAUUUGUGCAGAUGCUGCUUCUCUAAAAUUCUUUUGUAGUGUGCUGCACCCAAAAUGUUUUAUAUCAUUCUAUGAAGUUUGCAGCAGGCCUGCAGGUUUUAUAUAGAGGUACCUGAGUAUGUAGAUUACCGAAAAUGUUGCUUUCUUCUUGUGAAUUCAGAGGUUUCUGCUUUUGCAACCAAUAAGAAAAGCUGUAGCAAGUUUUGGUUUGACUGCAUCCCAUGUUGUUUGCUUCAUCAAUAGGUCAAUUAAUUGUUUUAAGUUGUAACACACUUUCCUGUUGUGUUGUACAAAGCUGGGAUGGGGAAAAUUGCUUAGAAUUCCACCCCUGUUCAUUUCCAUUUCAGAACUCCUGGCUAUUUUGCAAGACAACAGCCAGGCUCUUAAUUUAAAAUAUACUAGUGUCUUUCAUUAUAAUGGGAGCACCUCACUAUGGCAUCCACAUUUAAACAGAGACGAGUCACCCUGUGUGAUGGGUGGAAAACAAGACUUUGCCUUCUGCCACACAACAGUGUUCACAACGCAGGGUUUUACUUUCUCCAAUAUCAAUGAAUGACACUGAAAACCAUUCGUUUAUGCAAGAGGAAGCAGUGAUGUGAGGAGCAACCUCAUUGGACUAAACAUGCCCUAUAUCUCUCAAACUGUUAAAUUCCAUAGAAUUUAAUGAGAGCCAUUCAAGACCCAACUCACUGGUCCCAGUUUUAAAAUGCACACCCUAGCAGGAAUUUCCCAAAUAACUUGGCAAUUUCGUUGCUGUUGUUUUUGAUUUUCCUUCCUAUGUGAGCUUUUGCUGAGAGGCUGGUCAACCUGGGGCCCUCUGCAUGUUGUAGAACUACAACUCCCAUCAGCCCUAGCUAGCAGGUUCAUUUAUCAGUCUCGUUCUAGUGGCUAGGAACUGGGUGAGGUAACUUGCUACUGUACCAUACAUGGGGGCCUGUGACUAUUUCACUGAAAAGAAGAGGGCCACUCAUAGCUCAAAGCCAUUCAGGAGGCUUGGCACUUCUGAACAUUUUAGGGUUUAUCCACACUUCGGUUUUCCUAGGCAUGAGACAAGCAGAAGUGUGGACUAACCCUUACUUCGGUUGCUGUGAACAGAGUUGGAUUUAGGGGAGGGUGACCGGUUCGCCUGCACUGGGGGCACCACAACAAUGAUAAACAAUGGAGGUGGGGACCACCAAAUUUUGACAAUGCACAGGGUGCUGCUGGAAUUUUAAAGCUCAAAGUUUGCCACUGCUGUGGAUACAUCCUGAAUUGCAUAUAGUUUGGGAUACUGGCAGUCGUGUUAGUAUGAAAUGGUUUCCCUACCAUAGGGAAAAGGAAAAGCACAACUAAUGAAACACAUACCAGAGAUACCGACUAGGGAGUGAAGUAUCAAUAGCCGUCCUAUCUAAUCUUUCCAAUGAAAAAUUAGCACUGCAAGCCAUAAUCCUAUUUAUUUUUUCUGAGCCGCUGUCCACUCUUUCCCCCUCUCAUCCCCACAAUGAACUUUGGGUCUUCAUCUUACUUUGUUCUGUGUCCAGUUUUCUAACAGCCAGGAUUCCUUUCAUAUCUCAUUCUCCUUGAGAGAUUUUUCAUUUGCUUGUUUUGUUUUUAACCAUACACACACACCCCUCUCCUUGAAGCGCUGCCCUCGUUGUGCUGCUACAAUUUUGAAUUUAUUUAAAUCUGUAUUCAUUUAUUAAAAUAAUGCAUAGGCUGCUUUGCACCCAAGGAUCCUGAUUCAGCUUACAGAAGAACAUUCCUGCACUUAGGGUGCUAUCCGCCUAAUCCUGCAUUUGAUUUAGUCCAGGGCCACUAAUUGCACAAAGUAAUUUAAGGAUUCAAUAUGUUGGUUGAGCUGCAACAGUGCAUGACCCCUGUUCUUUCCUCCUGGUUUCUCCAUUUUUCUGCAAGUUGUCCUUGCAUUGCAUAUUGUUACUUCUCCUUUUUUAUUCUUAGAAAGUGGAAAUGAAGUUGCUCAAAGCUGGCUCUUGGAAGGCAAUGAAAGCACCCAGGGUGAACUGAAGGAUGUUCUAGGACAGUAA